This is a messenger RNA of Coregonus sp. 'balchen', 45483 nucleotides long. The record is from the annotation of a GenBank genome assembly. Lineage: Eukaryota; Metazoa; Chordata; Actinopteri; Salmoniformes; Salmonidae.
AUGCUCAUAAAGCGCGCGGAGCAGCAGCGCGGACUGCGCCGCCUGCUCUUGAGAGCAGAUGCAACCGACCAGUACCGUGCCACACUCAUAGCAGUCAGGAAAAAGACACUUGCGUACAUAUUCAUCGCUGUCACGUAAGACACUAUCUUGCACAUGGCUUUUCCAAAAAGCCAGGUGAAGUCCAAAGCGUUCUCCACUGCCCAAAAAGGGAGAGUUAAUACAAACUGGAAAUCAGUCACCGCUAAACUCGUCACGAAAAGGUUAAUGGACGAUUUCUUCCAUUUAGACUUCAUGAGGUAUAAGACAAGGAUAUUUCCUAUCAACCCCAAUAUACAGACCACAGAGUAAAUCACAGAGAUUAUUAUUCUCAGGACGGCGGAUCCAUCCCCAACUAAAUCAUUUUUCUCCAAAUCAGACAAGUACUCUCCAAAGGACUGAUUUGUUUCGUUAAGCAUGAAAGAGAAGUUCAAGUCAGCAACAGGAUAUAAUUCAGAACCUUCAUCGGUUUGUUCCCCCUGCAUCUUUGACCUCAGUCCCGCACUGCUGCCGCUCAGAAAAUCCAUCUCAUGUCCUGCCAGUUGCCUCGGAUGUUAUGCGUGUUGAGACGCACCUGCUGCAGCUUGGUCUCUCUCACAAUGCUAUGGGUAGUGUUCUUGUUGCUUCUUGCUGACACACACACAACAACCUGCUUGAUGUCAAAUCCACUUUGAAAUGGUCGAAACACGAUCCCAGAUAACAACUGACAUAAAAGUACAAGUGUUUUCGUACAUGUAUCCAUUACCAAGUUUUGAAUAAAAUAAAAAAAAUAAAAAUCGUUUUUAUAAGUAAAACAUCAUGCAUAAAAUCGUGCUGUCCGCAAUGCUGGUUUCAGGCAGUUUGCUUACAUGAGCGACAAUGGAUCUAUCCAAAUCAAAUGGAUCUAUCCAAAUCUCCUCUUCUCCCCACUGCAGUAAAUCUUUAAUGGAACGACAAGGGAGUCAUAAACCAUUUCAGCUCAUGCAUUAUAUCAUAGACCCAUAAUUGUAUUACUCUGCCAUUCAUCCUGGAGAGCUCCAUAUCACCUGCAAAACUUCAAUAUAAGGUCAACUUAAGUUUGUGCCUUCAAUUCCACUGCCACAUGAUCCGCAGCUGUGUGAGAGAGCCAUGCUUUAAUUGAUUUGAUGCAGUGAGAUAGUAAAACAAUCCUUCUCUUUAUCCUCAUCUGUUUUACAAGGCAGGUCGCCCUACUCUAUGACCCCAACAAGUGUCACGGGACUUGUCUGAAGUCGGUAAAGCUGAUGUGGCAACUUCUGUCUGUAGUGUCCGAAACCUUUGAGCUACAAACUAAUAUGACCCCACUAUGGAAAGGGGAGACUCUCACGAACACGAUGCUGUUCUCCAUCUCAAGGUAACCCACACAAACGAAUGGAAAUAUGGAGGUCGUUUUAUGCCAACAAAAAUAACCGGUUAAAUAUGUGUCCAAGAAAACCCAAAUAUUUCCUGAGCUUUCUUAUAUCUCUUAAAUAUAGGACAGACACUUCAAAACCUUAUUCCUUAUGAUUAAUUAUUUGACUGUCCUCAAUAUUUUCUUAAAUCAUUUUUUAAUACAAAAAAAUUAUACCUGAAGGCUAAAAGAUUCAUGUUAUGUACAGUCAUGGUCAAAAGUUUUGAGAAUGACACAAGUAUUGGUCUUCACAAAGUUCGCUGCUUCAGUGUUAUGAGAUAUUUUUGUCAGAUGUUACUAUGGUAUACUGAAGUAUAAUUACAAGCAUUCCAUAAGUGUCAAAGGCUUUUAUUGACAAUUACAUUAAGUUUAUGCAUAGAGUCAAUAUUUGCAAUGUUGACCCUUAUUUUUCAAGACCUCUGCAAUCUGCCCUGGCAUGCUGUCAAUUAACUUCUGGGCCACAUCCUGACUGAUGGCAGCCCAUUCUUGCAUAAUCAAUGCUUGGAGUUUGUCAGAAUUUGUGGGUUUUUGUUUGUCCACCCACCUCUUGAGGAUCGACCACAAGUUCUCAAUAGGAUUAAGGUCUGGGGAGUUUCCUGGCCAUGGACCCAAAAUUUCGAUGUUUUGUUCCCCGAGCCACUUAGUUAUCACUUUUGCCUUAUGGCAAGGUGCUCCAUCAUGCUGGAAAAGGCAUUGGUCAUCACUAAACUGUUCUUGGAUGGUUGGGAGAAGUUGCUCUCGGAGGAUGUAUUGGUACCAUUCUUUAUUCAUGGCUGUGUUCUUAGGCAAAAUUGUGAGUGAGCCCACUCCCUUGGCUGAGAAGCAACCCCACACAUUAAUGGUCUCAGGAUGCUUUACUGUUGGCAUGACACAGGACUGAUGGUAGCGCUCAUCUUGUCUUCUCCGGACAAGGUGUUUUCCGGAUGCCCCAACAAUCGGAAAGGAAUUCAUAAGAGAAAAUGACUUUACCCCAGUCCUCAGCAGUCCAAUCCCUGUACCUUUUGCAGAAUAUCAGUCUGUCCCUGAUGUUUUUCCUGGAGAGAAGUGGCUUCUUUGUUACCCUUCUUGACACCAGGCCUUCCUCCAAAAGUCUUCGCCUCACUGUGUGUGCAGAUGCACUCGCACCUGCCUGCUGCCAUUCCUGAGCAAGCUCUGCACUGGUGGUGCCCUGAUCCCGCAGCUGAAUCAACUUUAGGAGACGGUCCUGACGCUUGCUGGACUUUCUUGGGCGCCCUGACGCCUUCUUCACAACAAUUGAACCUCUCUCCUUGAAGUUCUUGAUGAUCCGAUAAAUGGUUGAUUUAGGUGCAAUCUUACUAGCAGCAAUAUCCUUGCCUGUGAAGCCAUUUUUGUGCAAAGCAAUAAUGACGGCACAUGUUUCCUUGCUUACCUGCAUGGUUAACAGAGGAAAACAAUGAUUUCAAGCACCACCCUCCUUUUAAAGCUUCCAGUCUGUUAUUCUAAUUCAAUCAGCAUGACAGAGUGAUCUCCAGCCUUGUCCUCGUCAACAUUCUCACCUGUGUUAACGAGAGAAUCACUGACAUGAUGGCAGCUGGUCCUUUUGUGGCAUGGCUGAAAUGCAGUGGAAACAUUUUCAUGGCAAAGAGGGACUUUGCAAUUAAUUGCAAUUCAUCUGAUCACUCUUCAUAACAUUCUGGAGUAUAUGCAAAUUGCCAUCAUCAAAACUGAGGCAGCAGACUUUGUGAAAAUUAGUAUUUGUGUCAUUCUCAAAACUUUUGACCACAACUGUAUGACCAUCUUAAAACAACUCCCCCACACCCCCAGACUAGUAAAGGCCCAGGAAAGGCAGAGGGAAAGAUUAACAGAGCAAAGUACAGAGAGAUCCUUGAUGAAAACCUGCUCCAGAGCGCUCAGGACCUCAGGACUUCAGGUUGGGGUGAAGGUUCACCUUCCAACAGGACAACGACCCUAAGCACACAGCCAAGACAACGCAGAAGUGGCUUCGGGACAAGUCUCUGAAUGUCCUUGAGUGGCCGAGCCAGAGCCCGGACUUGAACCCGAUUGAACAUCUCUGGAGAUACCUGAAAAUAGCUGUGCAGCAACGCUCUCCAUCCAACCUGACAGAUCUUGAGAGGAUCUGCAGAGAAGAACGGCAGAAACUCCCCAAAUACAGGUGUGCCAAGCUUGUAGCAUCAUACCCAAGAAGACUCAAGGCUGUACUCGCUGCCAAAGGUGCUUCAACGAAGUACUGAGUAAAGAGUCUGAAUACUUAUGUAAAUGUAAUAUUUCAGUUUAGUAUUUUCUCUACAUUUGCAAAAUUUUCUAAAAACCUGUUUUGCUUUGUCAUUAUGGGGUAUAGUGUGUAGAUUGAUGAGGGAAAAAAACUAGUUCAUCCAUUUCAGAAUAAGGCUGUAACGUAACAAAAUGUGGAAAAAGUCAAGGGGUCUGAAUACUUUCCGAAUGUAGUAAGAGUUGAACGAAGAAGAAAGCAGUUGUUUUCAAAAUGAAAGAAAGCGAAAGGUUAACUUAUGGGAAUACAGAGAACUGUGCUUUGCUGGUAAAACCUUUGAGUGGCACAGUGUGAUUAUAUUCACCUCUGAACAAAAAGCUUUGAUUUAGGCCUGGAGAGAAAAACAUGCGUGAUACCUGUUCCUCAAUUGUAGAAACACAUGUCCAAAGGCCAUAUCAAGACCCCCACAUCUCUCUCGCUUUCUUACACACACACACACACACACACACACACACACACACACACACACACACACACACACACACACACACACACACACACACACACACACACACACACACACACACACACACACACACACACAGCAGAAGGGUUUGAAGUAGAUGUGAGUGGCUCACUUGAAGGCAUGUUUGUUAUUGUUUACCAUCUCCCCCUCUUCAGAAUUGCCUCUAAAAAUAGUUCACAUGUAGCAAUCUUCUUUUCUGUCACUGUCACCUGCAACCUCUGUCACAUACUCUUGAGGCAUUGCAACUUAAAAUAAGGCACUUUGCUUCAAUUGUACCAGCUUGCUUUGAAAACACAUACUCAGUCGAAACAAUUUAUAUUCUGCUUAGUAGGAAAUAUUUUUAAUUUCUUGUUUUACCACAAUUCUUAUUGAAGGUCACACAUCACAGGAGCCAGGAUAAGGGCUUUGGCACUCUUACUUACAUAAGCCCCUUGUCACCUGUGGGGACAUAAGGCCUUUACCGUGACACAAACUGUAAGUGUACGUUAUAUACAAACAUUUACAAAAAUGUCUCUGGGGUGAAAGAUUAUAAAGUUCAGUUACACUUAAAUUGAGUUUGGUCAUAAUGCCAACCCAAGGUUAUCAUGAAUAUGAUUUAGAACUUUACAGUAUGUAUUACAUAUAUGGCAACUUGAUCCCUGUCUCUGUUAUAUCACAUCAUGUCCCUCUGUGCUGCACUCUCUUUCACACUUCAAUUCUCAUGUGACAUUGUACCUUCAUCUUUAAAUAAAAUUAAAGUUUUUUGGUCGCUUUCAUAGUUUAGCAGAUGUUAUAGGGGGUGCAGCGAAAUGCUUGUGUUACAAGCUGUCACGGAGACCGCCGAGGCUGCUCCUCCUCCUUGCUCGGGCAGGCUUCGGCGUUCGUCGUCCCCGGAGUACUAGCUACUACCGCUUGAUGUUUUUGAUGUUUGUUUGGUUAUGUCUAGUUGAUGCACCUGUCGCGUAUUCUGUCUUGAUUAUGUCUCCUAUAAGUUUCCCUGUGUUAGGUUUGCAUUUUGUGUGUUAUUGUCCGCCUGUCUUAUAUGUUUAGGUUCUGUGUCUUUGGCUUUUGUGGGAUUUACGCACUCGCGUAUUUGUUACACCUCUUGUGUUUUUGGAGGCUGUUAUUUUGUGUGUACCUUAAGAGGUAUUGAGUAAAGUCGUCUUGACUAUUCCUCUGUGUCCUGCGCUUGACUCCACCACCGCAUCCACAUCAGACCUUGACAGAAUAACACACCACCUAUGGAGUCAGUAGGAGCAGCAGCGGCGGUGACCGAGUCACUGGAGGAGCGGGUCAGCAUUCAGGACGCCAUGAUCCAGCAACUCGGCGCCGCCAUGCAAGAAGUCAUGAACACCCUGCGCCGAUUGGAGAGAGGAGGCUUGCCCACACCUCCUCCUACCGUACCACCACCAUCGGCCAGUCCCAUCAUACCAGCUCCGGAGUCCAGUGGGAUUCGGCUCUCGCUCCCGAGGGCAUAUGAUGGCACCGCAGCCGGGUGUCAGGGGUUCCUCCUUCAGGUGGAGCUCUACCUGGCAACCAUACACCCGGCGCCCUCGGGAUACGAGAGCGUUUACGCCCUCAUCUCCUGUCUCUCCGACAAGGCUUUGGAGUGGGCCAAUGCCGAAUGGAGGGGAAUAGACGCCGCCACCAUCAGCUACGCGGAGUUCUCCCGCCGCUUCAGGGCUGUUUUUGAUCAUCCCCCAGAGGGUAAAGCGGCGGGGGAGCGUCUGUUCCACCUCCGACAGGGGAAGCGGAGCGCACAGGAGUUCGCCCUGGACUUCCGGACUCUAGCGGCGGAUGCGGGGUGGAAUGAGAGGGCCCUCAUCGACCACUAUCGGUGCAGCCUGCGAGAGGACGUUCAACGAGAGUUGGCCUGCAGGGACACCAAUUUAACCUUCGACCAGUUGGUGGACAUGUCAAUCCGUCUGGAUACCCUGCUUGCCACCCGCGGACGUCCGGAGUUGGGGCCGUCCAUUCCAUCCCCCAGCACCUCCGAGCCGAGCCCUAUGGAGCUCGGGGGUGCUGGCGCUAGAGAGAGGAGGAGAGAGAUCUGGAGGGAGGCCGUCCCCUGCACCAACUGUGGCCGUAGAGGACACACUGCGGUUCGGUGCUGGGGAGGGUCUCCAGGGGAUCGAGGCAACAGGUCACACACUGGGGAGUCAUUUCAGGUGAGUAGGCACCCAACUCACCCAGAGCUCUCUGUUGGUCACAUGUGUAUACCUGUAGUAUUCCCCCAGGUUGCAUCUCAUUCCCAGCAUAAGGCGCUAGUCGAUUCAGGCGCAGCUGGGAAUUUUAUUGAUCGUCAUUUUUGUGUUAAGUUAGGGAUUCCCCUCCGACCAGUAGAUGUGCCUUUCCAGAUUCAUGCCUUAGAUAGCCGUCCGUUGGGAUCUGGGUUGAUUAGGGAGGUCACAAAGCCACUAAAGAUGAAGGCGCAGGGGGAUCAUGAGGAGUUCAUUCAGUUAUAUCUGAUCGACUCUCCUGCGUAUCCCGUGGUGCUGGGGCUUCCUUGGUUAAUCGCCCAUGACCCCACCAUUUCGUGGCAACAGAGGGCUCUCAAGGAGUGGUCUGCCCAGUGUGUUGGGCGAUGUCUAGGUGUUUCCGUAGGGGCGACCACGGUGGAGAGUCCGAACCAAUUGCCCGCACUGCACAUUCCUCCUGAGUAUGAUGAUUUGAUGAUGAUAAAUGCACUGUUGGUUAAGGGCUGUAAGUAAGCAUUUCACUGUAAUGUCUGCACCUGUUGUAUUCGGCGCAUGUGACCAAUAACAUUUGAUUUGAUUUGAUUUGAUUUGAUUUGAUUUGGCACUAGUGUUCAGCAAGACUAGGGCGACGCGAUUGCCACCUCAUAGACAGGGGGAUUGUGCGAUAGACCUCCAGGCAGGUGCUGCACUUCCACGUAGUCAUGUGUAUCCUCUGUCUCAAGAGGAGAAGGUGGCUAUGGAGACAUACAUAGCCGAGUCUCUGAGACAGGGAUACAUACGGCCCUCCACUUCCCCUGCGUCCUCGAGUUUCUUUUUUGUGAAGAAGAAGGAUGGAGGGUUGCGCCCGUGUAUUGAUUACCGUAGUCUCAAUCAGAUCACUGUGAAAUACAGUUAUCCACUCCCUCUGAUUGCGAGUAUGACGGAAUCAUUACACGGAGCGCGUUUCUUCACAAAACUGGAUCUCAGGAGCGCAUACAACUUGGUGCGUAUUAGGGAGGGAGAUGAAUGGAAGACAGCAUUUAGUACCACCUCGGGUCACUACGAGUAUCUCGUCAUGCCAUACAGGUUAAUGAAUGCUCCUUCAGUCUUCCAAUCCUUUGUGGACGAGAUCUUCCGGGAUUUGCAUGGGCAGGUGUAGUAGUGUAUAUUGACGACAUACUAGUUUACUCUUCUACACGAGCCGAGCAUGUAGCCCUGGUGCGUCAAGUUUUGAGUAGGCUGUUGGAGCAUGACUUGUAUGUCAAGGCAGAGAAAUGUCUGUUUUUCCAGGAGUCCAUCUCCUUCCUGGGCCAUCGAUUGUCCGCGUCAGGGGUGGAGAUGGAGAUUGACCAUGUUUCAGCCGUGCGUAAUUGGCAGACUCCAACCACGGUUAAGGAAGUGCAGCGGUUUUUGGGUUUUGCCAAUUACUACCGGAGGUUUAUCCGGGGUUUUGGACAGGUGGCAGCUCCCAUCACCUCCCUGCUGAAGGAGGGCCCAGUGCGUUUGCAGUGGUCAGCUGAAGUCGACAGGGCAUUUAGUAAACUGAAGGACCUGUUCACCUCUGCUCCGGUGCUGGCGCAUCCGGAUCCCGCUUUAGCGUUCCAGGUGGAGGUGGACGCGUCAGAGGCCGGUAUUGGGGCUGAACUGUCUCAACGCUCAGGCACCCCCCCUAAACUCUGGCCCUGCGCUUUUUACUCUAAGAAGCUCAGCCCGGCGGAACGUAAUUAUGACGUGGGGGACAGGGAGCUGCUCGCCGUGGUUCAAGCCCUAAAGGUGUGGAGGCAUUGGCUUGAGGGGGCUCAACACCCUUUUCUCAUUCUGACUGACCAUCGUAACCUGGAGUACAUCCGGGCAGCUAGGAGACUGAACCCUCGUCAGGCUAGGUGGACCAUGUUUCUGGCCCGGUUUGUGUUUAAGCUCACGUACAUCCCAGGGUCCCAGAACGGUAAGGCAGACGCCCUGUCCCGGCGAUAUGAUGCAGAGGAGAGGUCCAUUGAGCCCACGCCCAUACUGCCGGAGUCUUGUCUGGUGGCACCGGUGGUGUGGGAGGUCGAUGCGGAGAUGGAGCGGGCGUUACGCACCGACCCUACUCCUCCAGAGUGUCCGGUGGGGCGGACGUACGUUCCGCUCGAGAUUUGUGAUCGCCUCAUAUAUUGGGCUCAUACGUCACCCUCCUCUGGACAUCCUGGUAUCGGCCGGACAGUGCACUGCCUUAGUGACAAGUACUGGUGGCCAACAUUGGCUAGGGACGUGAGGGUUUAUGUCUCCUCCUGCUCGGUGUGCGCUCAGUGUAAGGCGCCUAGACACCUGCCCAGGGGGAAGUUACAACCCCUACCCAUUCCACAACGGCCGUGGUCUCACCUCUCGGUAGACUUUGUCACGGACCUUCCCCCCUACCAGGGGAAUACCACCAUUCUGGUCGUUGUGGAUCGGUUCUCUAAAGCCUGUCUUCUCAUCCCAAUGCCGGGUCUCCCUACUGCCCUACAGACUGCUGAGGCUUUGUUUACCCACGUCUUCCGGCACUACGGGGUACCCGAGGAUAUAGUGUCUGAUCGGGGUCCCCAAUUCACCUCUAGAGUCUGGAGGGCGUUCAUGGAACGCUUGGGGGUCUCGGUUAGCCCUACCUCGGGUUUCCACCCUGAGAAUAAUGGGCAGGUGGAGAGAGUGAACCAGGAUGUGGGUAGGUUUCUGAGAUCAAAUUGCCAGGACCGGCAGGGGGAGUGGUCGGGAUAUAUUCCCUGGGCAGAGAUAGCCCAGAACUCCCUCCGUCAUUCAUCUACUAACCUGACACCUUUCCAGUGUGUGUUAGGUUACCAGCCGGUUCUGGCACCUUGGCAUCAGAGCCAGAUCGAGGCCCCUGCGGUGGACGAGUGGUUUCGGCGCUCGGAGGAGACGUGGAAUGCUGCGCACGUUCAUUUGCAGCGUGCCAUCAGGCGGCAAAAGGCGAGCACCGAUCGCCACCGCAGUGAGGCUCCGGUGUAUGCACCAGGAGACCGGGUCUGGCUCUCGACUCGAAACCUGCCCCUUCGCCUGCCCUGCCGGAAGCUGGGUCGGCGGUUUGUGGGGCCAUUUAAAGUCCUGAGGAGAUUGAACGAGGUUUGUUACAGGUUACAACUGCCUAAUGAUUAUCGCAUUAACCCCUCGUUCCAUGUGUCUCUCCUCAGGCCGGUGGUAGCUGGUCCACUCCAGGACAGUGAGAUACGGGAGACUCCUCCGCCCCCACUGGACAUCGAGGGGGCUCCGGCGUACUCAGUCCGGUCCAUCGUAGAUUCAAGACAUCGGAUGGGGGUCUGCAGUAUCUCGUGGAGUGGGAGGGGUACGGACUGGAGGAACGGUGCUGGGUGCCUAGGAGGGACAUUUUAGAUCCCUCUCUCCUGACGGAGUUCCACCGGAGUCAUCCUACGCGCCCUGCUCCGCGUCCUCCUGGCCGUCCCCGAGGCCGGGGUCGGCGCACGGCUGGAGCCGCGCGUCAAGGGGGGGGUACUGUCACAGAGACCGCCGAGGCUGCUCCUCCUCCUUGCUCGGGCAGGCUUCGGCGUUCGUCGUCCCCGGAGUACUAGCUACUACCGCUUGAUGUUUUCGAUGUUUGUUUGGUUAUGUCUAGUUGGUGCACCUGUCGCGUAUUCUGUCUUGAUUAUGUCUCCUAUAAGUUCCCCUGUGUUAGGUUUGCAUUUUGUGUGUUAUUGUCCACCUGUCUUGUAUGUUUAGGUUCUGUGUCUUUGGCUUUUGUGGGAUUUACGCACUCGCGUAUUUGUUACACCUCUUGUGUUUUUGGAGGCUGUUAUUUUGUGUGUACCUUAAGAGGUAUUGAGUAAAGUCAUCUUGACUAUUCCUCUGUGUCCUGCGCUUGACUCCACCACCGCAUCCACAUCAGACCUUGACACUAGCGCCUAAAAUGUAGUAAAAAUGUCAAAAAGUACACACAAAAAAAAUAAACAUUAAAAAUAAUAAUACAAUACAAAAAUACUCUGCCAACUGUUUUUUUUUCUCCUUCAGACUGCAUUAUUUAGUCAUGAGUCUGUCAUGAUGGCGUGGGAAUAAUCUGCAAAUUCUGCCACAGCACUGAACACAGGGACAUCUACAGUAUACACCGUACUGUAAAAAUAUAUAUAUUUUUGCUUUUAUUUAUAUUGCGUGUGAUUAUAAUAUUUGGAAAUGGCCAUUCAGAGGAAAUUAUACUGUAUAGUGUGAACAUGAAAACUAUGUCUUGAAUUGCAGUUUCUUUGGGGAGUCUAAGAAAUCAGUGACAUCCCUCCUUGGAGCUCACUCUCUGAAGAGCAGCAACGACACACGGUGGGUGGACAUAGAGGAGUACUAUAUGCCGGGCACCUACAGUGACAAAACCAAGGCAGAUGACAUGUUAAUCAAGGUGAAUUAAUCACAGCAACUGCAGGCACAUUAUAGCCUCAUUAGUAGAUAAUGUGGCAUCAAUAGUUCUAUUCAGGUUGAUGUCCAGAUUUAUUUGUUUAUUGAAGAUGCCAUGAGGACGUUUGCAUCAUGUAGCGCAAGAUACACCAAUACCCAUUUCAGACAGAGGAUGUGGUAUAGUAUAUUACCUUUAAAAAAAGUCUGGAUGUCAUCAUCACAAGAUAAUGACCUGGUGCUAAACAGUAGGGGGGGUAUUUUUGUUCUUACAGCUGAAGAUGUAAGUCAAGACAAACAGCAAGACCUUGAAAGUGAAAGCGUUUUCAAAGUCUGGCAAAGACCUCCCUGUUGGCACACAGUGCCAGGUGACAGGGUGGGGGCUGGUAAAAUUAGAUAGACUACCCAAGACAUCAGACAAGACACACUGCAGGGGGCAGAAGUGUACAUACUGGACAGGGAGCUCUGUGACUGCUUCUACAACCCAAACCAUGUGAUCACCCAGGACAUGCUCUGUGCAAGGAGCAACAAAGUCAAGACAACAAAGGCAGACGCUUGCGAUGUAUGGUGUGUGGGGGAACUGAUAGAUCUAACUCCAUUGAUUACCACUUUGUUGGCCAUUUUUUCCAUGGUUAAUUACCUUUUGAACCAGUCAGAUGCCAUGAGCUCUAGCUACUUUACCUGGUCCAACUAACAUCAUCGAUAACCUCGACAAGAAUUAGCUUAUCAGUGCAUGAAAGGUCAAAUGUGUGUUGACCUUUUCCAGGGGGAUUCUGGUGGUCCGUUGGAGUAUAAGAUAGGCUUUAUAGGCUUGGUGUCUGGUGGAAGUGGCUGUGGCAACCCCAAGAAGCCCGGAGUGUACUCCCGCUUCUCCAAAAGACACCUGGACUGGAUCAACAAGAUCAUCAAACAUCAAACACCACCUAUGUUGGCAUACUGUAAGGAUGGAAUGGGUCAGACCAUAGAUUGUUUGAGAAUAAAUUACAAUCCAGCUCCUAAGCUCCUCAGUUUCAUUCAUGCUUUAUUGUCAUCACCUGUUUGCCUCUCUGUUUAGUAAUUGCAACUAUAGUGGUGCCAACUUUUUCCUGACAGUUUUCUUUUUCUUUCUAGAGGAUGCAUGUUUCAAUGAAAAAUCGAGUGGGGCUUUUCAGUGGGCUUUUCAAUGCAUUCUCAAGCUGACUUGAGAAUUAGGUAGGCUACAUUAGGUAGGCUACAUUAGGUUGGCUACAUGGAUGAGGUGAGCUAAACAUUAAGAAUUGGGCUGGGCAGUACAUGCUAGUAGCUGCCUUUGAUCACACAUACAGUGGGGAAAAAAAGAAUUUAGUCAGCCACCAAUUGUGCAAGUUCUCCCACUUAAAAAGAUGAGAGAGGCCUGUAAUUUUCAUCAUAGGUACACGUCAACUAUGACAGACAGAAUGAGAAAGAAAAUCCAGAAAAUCACAUUGUAGGAUUUUUUAUGAAUUUAUUUGCAAAUUAUGGUGGAAAAUAAGUAUUUGGUCAAUAACAAAAGUUUCUCAAUACUUUGUUACAUACCCUUUGUUGGCAAUGACACAGGUCAAACGUUUUCUGUAAGUCUUCACAAGGUUUUCACACACUGUUGCUGGUAUUUUGGCCCAUUCCUCCAUGCAGAUCUCCUCUAGAGCAGUGAUGUUUUGGGGCUGUCGCUGGGCAACACGGACUUUCAACUCCCUCCAAAGAUUUUCUAUGGGGUUGAGAUCUGGAGACUGGCUAGGCCACUCCAGGACCUUGAAAUGCUUCUUACGAAGCCACUCCUUCGUUGCCCGGGUGGUGUGUUUGGGAUCAUUGUCAUGCUGAAAGACCCAGCCACGUUUAAUCUUCAGGGAGAUUAUCAGUGGUCUUGUAUGUCUUCCAUUUCCUAAUAAUUGCUCCCACAGUUGAUUUCUUCAAACCAAGCUGCUUACCUAUUGCAGAUUCAGUCUUCCCAUCCUGGUGCAGGUCUACAAUUUUGUUUCUGGUGUCCUUUGACAGCUCUUUGGUCUUGGCCAUAGUGGAGUUUGGAAUGUGACUGUUUGAGGUUGUGGACAGGUGUCUUUUAUACUGAUAACAAGUUCAAACAGGUGCCAUUAAUACAGGUAACGAGUGGAGGACAGAGGAGCCUCUUAAAGAAGAAGUUACAGGUCUGUGAGAGCCAGAACUCUUGCUUGUUUGUAGGUGACCAAAUACUUAUUUUCCACCAUAAUUUGCAAAUAAAUUCAUAAAAAAUCCUACAAUGUGAUUUUCUGGAUUUUUUUUUCUCAUUUUGUCUGUCAUAGUUGACAUGUACCUAUGAUGAAAAUUACAGGCCUCUCUCAUCUUUUUAAGUGGGAGAACUUGCACAAUUGGUGGCUGACUAAAUACUUUUUUCCCCCACUGUAUUUUGGAUGCCCUCUGUUGAAGCCAUUUAUUUGCUUGGGUAAGUACAGCACACAUUGACAUUAUGCAAAGAUGUAAAGAUUCACAGGGCAAGAAUGAACUGCAAAGACCACAGCAGGGACAAGCACAAUAACAACUUUUAACUUUUGGUUUGUCUGCAAAAUAUAUUUCAUUAUGCAGUAAAACAGAUCCUGUCACUUAAUAAUUUACAAUAUCCAUAAAACAAUAACACUAUUCUCGGUCUACCAUUAUUUCUAAAACGAAUGUAAUGAUGUUCUUGAUUUCCAGAUAUUACAACACCAACAUCAGACUAAGGAUGGAUGAAAAUGACUAAAAUAUGAAUGAUAGUAGAGACUCAUGGGAGCAGAAGUAUCUUUGCUGGAGGAUUGCAGCAGGACUUUUAGUACCAACCUUAUUCCCAAAACACCUGUGGAAAUUGGGGGAAAAAAUCUAGAUAAACAUACGAAAUGUUGAAAUAUCUGCCAAUACCCUUUUUAGAGCUCACUACUGUGAUGUCAUGAGAUCCUUUUCUGUGGAUGUGUCAUGUGUCAAAGUAAUGCUCGCCGAAAAGGCUUCUGGAAAAAGGCUUCAAUCAAUGUAAGAGCAAGAAGCACAUGAAAGAGCUGACAGUUUAUUAAAUCUGAGAGUAGAAUCCUAAUGGUGGGGUCAGCCACUAUGACUGAAAAGGCUAUAAGGACACUGUAUUACAGAAUUGGUUCAAAUUAAAUUAAGUUUAUGGUUAGGUUUAGGGUUAAGGUUAGGGUUAAAGGUUUGGUUAAGGCUAGGGUUAAGGUAAGGGUCAGUUUUAGAUUUUGGUUAGUCGUUUUACAAGUCAGGAGUGUCUUUAUAGUCUCUCCCCACUAUGACUGAGCCAAGCAAUCUCAUUUCUAGGCCAAGAGAGGCCAGAGAGUGGCCAUCUAAUAGCCAGGAAGACAGGCAUCGAGGCAUUCAGUUACUGUUCGAUUGAACGGGCAAAACGGGUGACCAAAAUGACUUUGAGCGUGGUAUGAUCGUCGGUGCCAAGCGUGCCGGUUCCAGUAUCUCAGAAACGUCCGGCCUCCUGGGCUUUUCACACACAACAGUGUCUAGGGUUUACCGAGAAUGGUGCGACGAACAGAAAACAUCCAGUCAGAGGCCAUCCUGUGGGCGAAAACAGCUUGUUGAUGAGAGAAGUCGAAGGAGAAUGGCAAGAAUCAUGCAAGCUAACAGGCGGGCCACAAACAGGCAAAUAACGGCGCAGUACAACAGCGGUGCGCACCCUGGCAUCUCGCAACACACAACUGGUUGAUCCUUGUCACGGAUAGGUUAUUGCAGCAGAUGACCACACUGGGUCCGACCUAAUAAACUGUCCACUGAGUGUAUAUAUCUCUAGAGCAGAGCAUCUUGCACUUUACAGCCCACAUGCCCCUACACGAUCUCAGCACCAUAGUGAGGAUGAAUGAGUAGAGAGGAAAUUACAGAGCAUUACCACCAUCUACUGGACAGAUUUAUAGAAAGCGCAUCCCACAGUGUAACAGCACCAACAGUGUAAAGCCUGCAGAGCGCGCAACAUUGAUGCAAUCUCACUCCGGGUAUUAUGCAAUCCUGACUAGAAAGCCCACAUAGAAGGAUGGUUUUGGUGCAGUAAUUGCCCAUCUCUGUUAACAGUUAAAGAGAAAGGAAAAAAUACCAAUACUAUUCAAUCCCUUUUUGCUCAUGCCCCUCAUCAAUCGCUAAAGUCUUGCCAUAAAACCCUCAGUGGAUGAUAUUUCACUGCUAUUACAUCAUGAAUGAGACUGGAGCAAUGAUGCUCCUUUAAUCUCCAGGGUAGAGUUAGCUUAAUUUCCAACAUGCUGAGGCAAAGUUGAGGUCAGACUGGGAGAGGCUUUUCUUCAGUACUGGUCGUUGCAUUGGGACCCAUAGGGUGUGCAUGUUUUUGUUCCAGCCCAGUAUACCAGUUGACAUAUUGUAGGCAGGGCCGGCCCUAGCCUUUUGGUGGCCCUGAGCGGGUUCUACCUUGCGGGCAAAACAUUUUAGUGGCCCCCAUGUAGAUGACAGAGAGAAUAAUUUUAGUUUUAAAGAAAAUGUCUUGCAAUUCUACACAUUUUGCCAUGGGACGUAGAGAAAAUAUUGCAGUUUUAAAGCAAGCUUUCUGCAGUUCUACACAAUUUGCCAUGAGGCAGAGAGAUCAUUUUGCAAUUUUACAACACAUUUCAUACAAUUCUACUCAUUUUGCCAUGGGGCAGAGAGAUCAUUUUGCAAUUUUAUAACACAAUUCAUGCAAAUCUACUCAUUUUGCCAUGGGGCAGAGAGAAAACAAUUGCUAUUUUACAGCUAAUUUCCUGCAAUUCUACCCAUUUUGCCAUGGGGUGGAGAUAAAUUGUUGCAGUUUUAAAGCAAACUUCCUGCAAUUCUACACAUUUUGCCAUGACUUAUGCCAUGUUGAUGAUAUCUGAGCAAGAGUGACUAACAAAAUCAAUCGGGGCCACCUGGAAGUCCCCUGUGCACGUGCCUUCCGUGCCCAGUUGGUAUUUGUCCGUGAUUACUACAAGUUUAGAUAGCUGGUUUGACUAAUUUACCAAUCUAAAAAUGGUUAGCUGACAUAGCUUAUUGAGUGACUGUCAGUGACUGACAUAACAUAAAGAGAAAGACUGCUGAUGCACAACCAAAUUUCGACCUUGCACCUUGUGUAUUCUACUGUUCUAACUAUCAGCAGUAAGUUGAGAGCCAACUGAGCUCCUAAAAUACUUUUUUUUUGAAUAUAUAUAUAUAUAUAUAUAUAUAUAUAUAUAUAUAUAUAUAUAUAUAUAUAUAUAUUUGUUUUUUAAUUGGUAUUGGGCCUCCUAGUGGCAUGGGGCUCUAAUAAGCGACCGCUUAAGUCACUUAUGCCUGGGUCCCUGACUGUAGGACUAAAAUCUAACCAGGCUGGUGAAAGCCUUUAUGGCAAUGUGGAUUAGAUGGACAGAUGUAGGCUACCACUGCAUGAGGCAGCUUUUGUUGUUUCAUUAAUCCAGCCAAAUGUCUUUGUAACAUGGCAUCAUAGAUGAUUCAAAUGCUGUAUGUCUGCCAUGAAAUAUCCUACAUAUCUGGUGAGGCUAAAUUUCACUGAUGUAUGGUUUCUAAAUGUUUGUAUAGUAUAGUAAACCAUUCUGCUGAGCUGAGAGAACAAGAGCCUGAUGAUAUCACAGAUGUUCACAUGGGAUAGACAGAGCAUUAAAGCAGACAGAAACCAUCUCCGAAGUAAAACAACCAACAGUGAUAGAAUAGAUUUGCAUUGAAGGAAAUAUGAAAAACACUGACUGCCCUACAAGUCUAUUUGUAGCUUAUACAGUAGUGUUGCUAUUUUUGCACAUUACUAUGGGGUGCAGCCUUUAGGAGAAAUUGAAUCCGCAAAAAUGUAGUGUGCUUUUGCUGUCUACCUACUCACGUUGGUGUUGUAAACAGCUUUUUACUGUUGUAAUUGUUGUCAAAGAUUACAAUAAACACAAGACUAUAAUUAAAUUGCACAUUUAGCCUACAAAAUGCCCAUGGGGCGGCGCAUAAUUGGCCCUGCGUCGUCCAGGGUAGGAUAGGGGAGGGAAUGGCCGGCAGGGAUGUAGCUCAGUUGGUAAAACUGUUCGCUGCUCUGGCACCCCAAUGGUGGAACAAGCUCCCUCACGACGCCAGGACAGCGGAGUCACUCACCACCUUCCGGAGACAUUUGAAACCCCACCUCUUUAAGGAAUACCUGGGAUAGGAUAAAGUAAUCCUUCUACCCCCCCCCCCCCCCCUCCCCCCUUUACUCCAACCCACCCCCCCAAAAUAAAAAUAAAUAAAAACAUUGUAAAGUGGUUAUCCCACUGGCUAUAAGGUGAAUGCACCUAUUUGUAAGUCGCUCUGGAUAAGAGCGUCUGCUAAACGACAUAAAUGUAAAUGUAAAUGUAGAGCAUGGCGUUUGCAACGCCAGGGUUGUGGGUUCAAUUCCCACGGGGGGCCAGUAUGAAAAAUACAAUUAUGUAUGCACUCACUAACUGUAAAUCGCUCUGGAUAAGAGCGUCUGCUAAAUGACUAAAAUGUAAAAUGUAAAUGUAUUCAUGAUUAGGAAUAUGCAGAAGUGUUUGGUCACGAGGGAGGAAUGACGUCACCCUUUCAACUCCGGGAACAAUCAGAGGGAGCUAGCUCCGGAGCAAAGCGACAGGCACUUGAAUAGUCCAACUUUUAAUGUAUUCAGCCUGAACCUAGCCAGCAUAGCCUAUCUAGGCGGGCUAUUUGUUCACACUAGCUACUCCUUUUCUGUUUGUCGAUUCUAUUUUAAUAUAUUUCUACCGACUGACAAUUUAGUCAUCUCUGUAGGCUAUCGAACAGGCUAUUACUCUGAGUCCCAACUUUUAAAGGGUAAGUGUGCAGUGUGUUCAUACAGUAUUUACAAGGUUGAUGCUAGACUAAAUUGUUAGCGUGCUAGCUGUUCUUAUCUUCCGCUAACGAGCAAGCUUGGUUGAAUGAUACAAAUGUAUCGGAAUAAAAAAAAAAUAUUUUGCCGUUGAACAUUGUGCACUAAUUGUAGCCAUUACAUACAGCAAUCUAUUGCUACAGGCUACUGUUGCCACCUCAAAAUAACUUCUAACCAUGCCAUUGGACUCGAGCGCGCGAUGGAUAACGUUACUUUGUAUCAGCCUAGAAGUUCAGUCCCAUAGUUUGUUUUUAUUCAUUAGUGCUGGUUAGGCUAUUGUGUUGAUGAGUGCAAGACACGUUUCUAUUGCAAAUUGUUAAUAUUACACAGUUACACAUGCAUAAUAAUAAGCGCUAACUCUCAAAUAAGUUAACAUGAAAUCAGAGAAAAGGGCUACAUUUGCACAUUUUGCCUCUCCCUGUUGCACUUUAGAGACUAUUAAGAGUUCGUUUUCAGCAGUUAGGCUUAAUACAAUGUGCAACUAUAUUUUUUUGUUUGUUUCAGAGGCACAGCUGGACAAGUGGGAAACUGUAUGGACCAGGCCUAACAUGAAGAGCCUUAAAGCGAAGUUUAGGAAGAGCGACGUAAGAACAUGCAUUACUUUUCAAUGGGCUUUUGUGGUGGUGGUGGUAUGUUAUUGCCAGACAGAAUAUUUUUAUUCAUUCAUUCAUCCAUCCGUAUGGCUCUGUGACUGUCAUAGCAAUGAAGCCCUCUGCCAUAAAGUUAUUUCAAUUACAGCCUCCUUGGGUAGUUUCUCCAUAGUUGUGACUGAAUCAUUUGGGAGUGACUUUGCCAGGCUGUGUUUCCUGAAGAUCCUAUAGGGAGUGACUAACUUCCACUGAGUGUGACUCAUCAGUAGUCACAGUGACCAUAAUCAGACAGCAUCAGUGCCAGAGGGGAAGUGUGGCUAUGAAGGGGGUGAUUUAAACACUUUAAAUUGGGUACGUCCGUUAUCUCGGAUGAGUACGUACCUAAUCAGGAAGCUGGGGAUAAACCAACAGUCAGGCAACUAGAGUACAACACUCAAAAGUUUGGAUUCGUUUUCUUUGAAUACACAUUGAAUUUAAUAAAUCAAUAUACAUUUCAGAACCGUUCCAAUGUUAUUGACAGACAGGGAUAUUAUUUUUAGAGGCAGAAUACCUUCACUGAAAUAUGUAGGAGUUGAUGAUUCCUUCUGAGUCACUGGAAUACUAAGAGUUGUCAAGAGGCCCAAGGCAGUUUUGGGGUGUGGUUUUCUGUAGGAAAAGUGUUUAGUACUAUUAAUGUGCCCAUAUGACAUACGGAAGAUAAGACAUACGGAGAUUAUAAACCUAGAAACCUUUAUUAGCUUGUAUUUAUAAAAGUUUGAGGCUAUAUGCCAAUAUUAUUGCCACAGAUAAUGGGGUAUUGGAUCUGAUGCUGUUGUUGUGAAACAUAACCAUUGCUUAUGGCUGACUAAUGUAUUUUAACAGUGGGAGUUGCAACCCGUGGGUGUUUUUCACAUUUAGGUUGCUUAGGAACAGUCAGUCUGUAUCUCUGUAACCAUCUACUUUAAUACUUCACACCCACAUAACCACUUCUCACACUUGUUUUGCUAUUAAAAAUUCAUAUUCUGUCCUCAAGAUUGACUACAGUUUACAGUUUCCACUGGUGGCCUUAGUGUUAGUAGAUAGAAAAUGACCUAAACUGUGAUACGGUAGUCUACUCUCAUUCUCUCCAGCGAAACAUAUCAUUGGCGGUUGUGGAAGAGUCUUGGACUGAAUACAUUAAAACAAACUUUCUAAAGUGUUCACUCAUGAAAAAAACAUCUGAACCAGUUGAAGACUUGCCUUUUUAAUAACGUAUUUAUUAUCUUUUGGUUGAAUUCUGGUUUUGCAUACAAUUCACCCCAUCAUAUGAAUUGACUAGUUUUGAGAAGAAGCUCUUGAGAGGUUUUCAAGUUGAGCUAUUGGCCCAUACAUAUUCCAUGUGGCAUAUAGAUGGACAGCCUUAGUCAAUACCAUACCAAUGUGUCAUUAUGACUAUUGACUUCUCCUCUCCAACACUGAGAAAACCCUCCUCAUAUACUGUAGUAGUGGGAUUGCUGUGGAUCAACUAACUCCACAGACCAUAUUCAUUCUGCUUCCAGCCAUACAACAUACUGUGUGCUUUUCAUAAAGAGCUCAUGAAGAGCAAUAGAAAGAAAAUAUCCUUCUGAUUCUAUUUUAGGGCGACGUGUCAGCCUGACCUUGCAGUGGAAUUCAUUCCAGAGCCAGACAUUAAUCAUUUUAUAAAACAAGGAGAUCUGGAAUGACAGUAUGAAUAGUUUUAUGAAGUCAGCCAUUUGCCAAAUAGCCCUUGUAAUAUAAUAGUUAUUUUAUCCAAGGACUAGCACAAUGUUAGUGUUAAAUCAAUGCUAAAUGUCGUUCAGGAUCCUCUUAAUCUACAAUGAUCUACCUGCAAUAGGGAUUCAAGUUAAUGAGCAACUCAGCUGAGAAUGAUCAGGAAUGAAGUGGAGUUGUGUCUACAGUGAUUAAAAAGUAUUGCCCAGCGCUUCCAGCUGUGUCUUUAUAGUUCAUACAUCCUAGUCCCAGCUACCCUUCCCUCUGCACCUCCUCCCCUCCCCCCUGUUUCUCACGGCCCAAGUGCAUCUUUUUGUGUUUUGAAAUAGGAGACAGACCAGACAGUAAUCCCCUAAAGGCAUGUCCUCACCUGACACCUCCAGUCUGUUACAGGUUAGCCUAUGUUGCUGCAACGUUAUCUUACUGGUUAGGCUAGACUGUGUUGCAACUGUCUCAGACAGGUUAGACAAUGUUGCAUUGAUCUGAGGCUGUUACGAAAUGCAAGCGCCUUCAAAACCCAAAUUGGAACUGGAUCAUUUAUCGUAGACAUGUAUUGACAGGGCCAGGUGGUGUAAAUGUACUCUCCCAGCUUGGUAUUAAACAGAUUUAAUGUUGCAUGAAGGAAAAUGUUAAAUCAGGAAGCAAGCCAUGUCUAAAAAGAAGUCUCACUGGUUUAAAAAAAAACACACAAAAAACAGCCAUUGUAAACUAUCAGCACCAGGUGUCUUACAGUGCCUAUCUAUACAAGGUCAUACUAAAGGAGAAGAGCUCAUUCAUGUUUUUUUUGUGUGUGUCUGUGAAUACAUUGUUAGCAUUUUAGUCUAAGCCUAUUUGGCGAUAGCAACAAAAGUGAGAGCCCUGUUUUUCUGUCUCAGUAAGUCCGUCUGUGGCUAAUGGCCAAGCACAUUCCCAGAAACCAGGUUAUAUCCAGUCUGAUCCAUCCUAGGCACCAAUCAGAAAUCCACAGCUGCAUCUAGACCACAUAACCAAUCAGGAGAGAACUUGAGGCCAAACUGCAGGUGACCAAUCAUAGAAUCUGUCAGUGGAUCAGCAAAAGGAAUGAGACUGGCUGGGCGCAGCAGCGGGACAGGGAGGAGUUCAAGCCUUUGAAGUACUACGCUAUUAGAGUCAUUGUAGAGCCCUAUUCCCAAGGUCUCUGUGAUUUACAGUAGUUCUCUCCCUUCUGGUCUGGCCAAGUUAUCAAGACUCCUGAACAGCUAAUCAUGGCUACCCGGACUAUUUGCAUUGCCCCCCACCCCCUCUUUUACGCUGCUGCUACUCUGUUUAUUAUUUAUGCAUAGUCACUUUAACUCUACCCACAUGUACAUAUUACCUCGACUAACCGGUGCCCCUGCACAUUGACUCUGUACCGGUACCCGCUGUAUAUAGCCUCCCUACUGUUAUUUUAUUUUACUGCUGUUCUUUAAUUAUUUGCUAUUUUUAAUUUUUUACUUAUCUAUUUUUUACUUAACACUUUAUUAUUAUUAUUUUUUAACUGCAUUGUUGGUUAAAGGCUUGUACGUAAGCAUUUCACUGUAAGGUCUACACCUGUUGUAUUCGGCGCAUGUGGCAAAUACAAUUUGAUUUGAUUUGAGUUUUGCACUACACAUUUCACAAUAUUCCUCAUUUGAAAUAUUGGUGAAAUAUACAUCUUGGGAGUGUAGUCAAGGUUGUUCCAUUAAUUAAUAUGAGUAUCGUGCUUUUCCAUCUAGACUUACCCCCACACCAGGGUAUCACCAGUGUUUUAUGUUAAUGUGGGCGCUAGUGUUAUUGUGUUUCCUAAAGACUUGUGGUGGGCAGUAUCAACAACCUCUGCAUCAUCACUGCUUUGCUUUAUCUUGGCCGGGUCGCAGUUGUAAAUGAGAACUUGUUCUCAACUGGCUUACCUGGUUAAAUAAAGGUUAAAUAAAAAAAAUUAAAAAAUAUUCAAGACUGUUGCUUUGUGAGGAGUUGUUAAAGUUCACAGUUAGCCAUUGUUAUGUAAAUGACAGCUGAAAAGUACCCAGGGCCUUGCCUUGGCUCCAAGUCAGAGCAGGUUGUCGUCAUGGCCAGUGAGAGACGGGUGCCGGCCCGCGUAGAUGGAAACAGAAAAGUCUGAGCCUUUUAGGUGAAAUACUUUGGUAAAUCCUCAGUGGAAAUGUGCCAUGGAGUGUCCUUACAUUACCCUUCUCCUUCCCAGACAGACUCUCUAGCCUACUACCAUACUUCUACAGUAGAGUUUAUAUAUUACACUGCUCCCAGCUGCCCUGCCUUGGCUGCUCAGAGGGAUUAAGUAAGGCUUGUCCCAACACACCGCCCCCUCCAACCCUCUCCAGCCUCCAGACUGUGUCUAAUUCAUGUGUGUGGUGGAUUAUGCAUCCUCGACUCACCAAACACAGCUGUCUGAAUGGCUUAGAAUGAUCUCAGCGCAGAGCAGACUGUCUCUUAUCGUUGUCAUCUCACUGAAAGGCCUCUUAAUGGGGGACAAUGACAGUAAACCGGUGUAGUAGGGCAUUCAUCUUGGCUGCAUGGUGGGGUGUGGGGGGAUGGAUCCUGGAGGCUUGUCUUAGGGGGGUCCCAGAGACAGCCCAAACACUGACAUGGAGUCUAUUAAAAGUAGGACCAUGCGGUUUCUUUAUCUGUUGUUUACAGAAGCAGAGAGACAGUAGAGGAACUUCUGGUCAACAACAGAUGGCUUGACUCAGUAAUUGUAGGUUGCGCUGACUCUGACCCUGAGCAUGGUAUAGAAUGACUCUGUGGAUUUUGGAGAUGUUUAGUGUGGCACUAAAUUCUGUCUUUGUUUGAACACGAUAAUGAAAAAUGUGGUAAUAAAUAAAAUGUUCCUAUCCUCCCAGGGCUCAGGCUGGUGUCGGUUACUUUAUCGCCAGGAAUGAGGUAAUGGUACAUGCCACUGAUCACAGAUAGAGGGAAAGGUACUAGAGCAGAGGGAGAGAGAAAUGUAAGCAGUGGGGAGCAGAAAAGGCCUCACUUUAAAGUUAACUUGGAGCAUAUUGCAUUACUGGAUCCAUGGCAAGUGAACUGAAAGAGUUCAGGUGAAAAGCUUGGCGUGAGAUCAAUGACAAGGUCAUACUGUUAUCUGUAACGAUUUGGCAACCUUGUGUUCAUUUGUUGUUCUCAUAACAUUCCUCAGUCAUCUGAUUUAGCUGGUAGUUUGUCAGUUGCUCCUCCUACUGCAUAGAUUCAGGGUAAGAAGAAGAAGAAGAAAAAUAUAUGCACUGUAGCCAUGUUACAUGUAUGAAUGUGUGUCUGUGAGGGAGGUGGUUUUUCCACAACCCCAAUUUCUGAACAAGCAUUCAGUGUUUUCGGAAAUGUUUAUUUAUAGAACAGGCUAUUUGUUUUAAGGGAAGUGUAGUACUCAGGCUAUUUUAAAUGUAUGCUUCAAAAGUGACAUUUAGGCCUCUGCUUGGUGACGUAACUGUAAGGAAACUCCUGCACAAUGAACCUCACCCCACCAACUGCAAUGGCUCAGAAAACCAACAUCUUCACCAAGAUCACAUAUGAGAGAAAACAAUAUGUUGUUCUUACUCUCCAACCCAUAGCAUAUACAUAGAUAUACAUGCCAUGUUAUGUCUGUGACUUUGUGUUGUUUGGCUCUCUGCUCUCUCUCUCUCUCUGACUAAGUGCUCUGUCCAACAACAGUCCCUUGUCUGUACCCUGCCUUGGCUACUCAGCACCUUAACAAGAAGUGAAGUCCAUCUAGACAAGCUCAGAGUCAGCUUUGUGGUGAUGGGGAUGAAAAGCCAGAGAAUGAACAGGGGGACUUGAGGCAAAAGGAAAUGUUGAAAUUAUAAUAUAUAGCAGUUGUUUAUAUAGCAGUUGUUGAUGCCAUGGCAAAACUGUAUACAGUAGAGUGUGUUUGCAUGAUGUUAAUACUCCACAUGUUUAUGCGCUACAUUUGCUAGUCUAAAUAGGCUCUAAAGUUAAUUUGACUAAAUGUGCGGGUGUGCAUUCAAACACAUUUUAGAGGUUUAAUACCAUGGGAAAAUGUAUCAUUUUGUAUGAAAAAAAUCACUGCUGUGCUGUAGUGGAAGUCUGUCUGAAACUUACCAUAUGGUCUUUGUUUAACCAUGAUUUCUCUGUGGUUUCCAGUCCCUUAUGUUGGUUACAGUUUCAAAGUCAUGUAAACGGCUCAAGUCUAUUUGAAAUUGCUUAAGCAGUUUCAGCUGUUAUUUAGUAGAACGGAGGCAUUGUUUGGGGACAUUGUGCAUAUGCUUUGUAUUAGGAAGUGCUUGAAGUGAACAUUUAAUUGUUUAUCGUAAGGCUGUAGAUACUAUACUUGCCACACUUUCUACACAAACAUGCAUCUUUGUGGUGGUAGACAGACAAUACCCAUAGGGACACAUUGGAAUUGUUGGCAGAACUCGGGUCAUCAGCUGUUCCUCAGAUCAGUUUUCUUUGCUGAGACUGUGAGACAUACGGCAUUGCCUGUAGCAAGUUUUUGCUCCAGUAUAAAACUUUACCCACAUUUCAAUUAUGAAAAGCAUCCUAGUCUACAAUAAGGCAAACACUGGAUCAUGGCUCUGGGGUUUUGGUUGUCCUUAGGGGUCCAGAGCAGAGAAAGUGAGAGUGACUUUUACAGUUGCUGUCUGUCUGCACUUACUGGUAUCAGUAUAAAUCUAGGCUGAUGAUUUCACCAGCAGUCCUUCAGACCAGACCCCAGACCUUGAUGCUACUGUAGUAUAGUGAGAAUACCAGAAGCAGCAGGUAUGCCUUACAGUACAUUGCUCUUAUUGUGUGGAGAAGUAAUCAUUGAAGAAUUGGCACGUUCCAGUACAGGGAGAAUACCAGAAGCUCAGUCACACAACCGUGAGCAUUGGAUUGAGAACAAGUCUACAUAUUGGAAAAGUUGGUUGGAAUGGCAAUCCAGAACAGAACACCUGAUAUACUUUAGUAUUGUGUCGAAAGUAUAUGCCUUGUUUCGCAGUAUUUACAGGAAUACUGAUGUUGAAGGAACACACUUUCCAUGGACUGCUUGAUGUUGAGUUUGUCCCCGCCACACAAUCUCCAUGAUCCCUCCCUCCCAGGUCACUGCCCUCUCCCUCUGUUAUGGAUUUCAUCUAUCUGUAGAGCAGAAGAAAAUCUAUUGGGCUGCAGAUUAUGGCUUUAGUGUACUUUUGCCCUCAGGAAAUUGCAUCCGGGAUAGAGCUUUGCAAGAUGUCCUCAUCUUUGUUGAGUGGAAAACAACAACAGUGCAAUUGAGGCAGUUUCCAGAAAUGCUGCAUCUGCAUUUCUCAGUAGUUGUAAUGUAGCUUUUUUUUCUGUUCUGCAGUAAGUCAUCCUAUACAUGGUUAAUCUCUGCUAUCCAGGGAAAGCUGUGCUGCUAAGCUGGUGUGACCAAGUGCGCAUCAUUUACAGUGUGUUUAUGAUGUUGGCCCAGUUGUCUGCUGUACUGUAAUGUAAGUGGUGCAUUAUUUUAAUUACAUACUUGGUACAGCUAGCAGACCCAGGUGCUGGCAUGACCUGUGGCUAAUUAAGUUCUGCACUACAGUUUUUUGUUUUGGACAGACGGCACUCAGUCUUUUGAAGCGUUAUUGUUAUUAUGUAAUUAGCAACAUUGGUAAGUUUGUUUGUUUUAGCCUCAUACUCAGGUUACUGCUUGAGGGGAUGUGGAAGUCUUCUGAUGUAGACAUUUCCUUUUCAUCUCCCUCUUCCUAAUAUAUAAAGUGGGUAAAACUAAACAAGUAUGUUGAGUGUAGCUUAAGGAAUUAUCCAACUUUGCGGUCUGGGUUAGUUUUUUCUUUUGGAGACAUGGGGGGCCUCAGAGAACAGGAAAUGGACUCUAGGACAGAUUUUGAAUAACAUUUGAUGUGAACAUUUACGUUCCCCUAAUUAAUGUCUAUUUUCUUUUAAUUCUCCAGGCAUCUUAGCAAAAUGCUUGUGAUGAUUUGUGAUGGAUGUGUAAAUAUCUGUUGCAUUCGAAACUCAUUUUGAUAUUUGCAAUGGAGAUAAGCAUUUAAAGUGAUACAAUCUGGUUUGACAGCAACCUUUCUUUUUUUCGCUGUCACCUAAAUGUCUCCCAGAGAGUAAAUUGAUAGCCUGUUGGGUUUUUGACAGACAUGUCCGGUGAGGUUUACAGUCCUCACAUAAGGUAGUCCCCCUGGACACCCAUACUGUAACCACACUCACCAGGGAUAGAGCUGUUCGAGGAAAACAUGCUCGGAUACAUUACAAUAAUAACAUUUCAAAAAUACUGUCAGGCUAAUUUAUGGCAAAUUUAGUCUAUAUUUUGCAUGUAAUGUUGUCAAAAGGGAGUACUUUCUCCAGCAGCGGAGCGUGGGUAAAAUCACUGGGAAAGCGAAGGCAGAAACAAAUGCCAUAUUACAACCUAGAGUAUGUGUUGUGAUGAUUGCAGUGUUUGCUCUAUAACCUGUUAGUUCAUAUGCCUUGCGACCGUGAUAUACUGUAUAGGUCUAAGGCCGAGACAAUAAGAUGACACAUUUGCAGAAUAAAUUCAACCACACCUUUGUUUCAUCACAAAACCGGAGAGCAACCUCUGUCCGGUGAAGUCCACAGUUACAUGACCUACAGCAUGGUCAAGCAAGUGAAUGUUUCCGACAUUUUCGGACUACUAAACAACUAUUGAUUUAGAACCACAGAGAGUUACCGCAAGUCGCAAUGAAAACAGGAGCUGCCUUCACUAUUCCAGAACCAUUUCAACUUCAACAUUUCAACAUCAUCAAAUCACCUAUGUUUAGUCUAAUACAGUGACAACUAAAAGAUACUGAAAGCAAUUUAGUCCAAUCAACGUAAGCUAAAUAUGAUGUGGCUGUUCGUGGUUCUAAUUUCUGUGUGUGUGCCUGCGUGCAAGUGGAGAAAGCAUGUUGACUCACCCAACUUGUAGAGAAAUGCCAAUGCCAUCCUCCUCUCUUUAAUGUUGAUGAUACGGUCUAUGACUUAGUCAUACAGUACACACUUUAAUUAUUUGUUGUCCUAGACUACCUGGCUAAAAUGCUUGCUCACUAGCCUAACUUCCUUUCAUGGGCAAUGUUAGCUAGUUAACAUUAGCCUUCUACAUCUAGCUAAAUUGAACUUCCAUCCUCUCAGGCCAGGGGCACAAUGUAUGAAUUUAUGGUUGGAUCUGAAUCGCCAUUAUAAUCAUUGACCAGUACUUAGAAUUAAGUAAAACCACAAGUCCAAAUCCCUAUCUCUGUCCAUGGCUAAUUUAGGAAAGGGGCAAUUUUAGCUAGCUAGCUAGCCACUGGAGAACAUCAACACAACGAGGUGCAACAAUUCAAGUUUUCUUUCUUCUGUCAAUGACGUUUGGUUUGAUGCGAUGUGAUAGGAAUGAAGCCAAAUACAAACUGGCUUCCCUUGAGACUUUCUUUUGGUGUGCCAGGACCAUUCACAGUUGAGCUCACUCAUUUUAGCUCAAUGCUGAUUGGGUAUUAUUUUAUACUUUUUUAUCAAGGGAGGCCAAAUGCUCGCUGGCUUCCCUUGCAUUCAAUGCUAUGGACGGCAACAAUGUCAUACUCUUUUUGACCAGAUAGAUGGCCUGCCUACACAUACAGAGACAGAGGGGCGCUGUUUCGCUCACUUGGAUGCUUUCUCUGGUGAGAUACAUUCAGCCUCUUGCGAAUUGAAGGAAAAUUAUGAAACACAGAUAUCUGACUCGGAUCAGGCUCUAAAUUGUUUUACUUCUUUGCUAAACUUUAUUGCAGACAAGCAUGCACCGUUCAAGAAACUAAGAUUAAAGGAUAGAGCUAAUCCCGGGUUCACACAUGAACUAUCAGAGAAACUUCAGGAGACAAACGUAGCUUGGGCUGACUGAUUAUACGUCUGACUGGCAGUCCUUCAGACGCUUGAGAAAUAGAUGUCUAUCCCUGGUUAGAAAAACAAAAUGUACAUACAGUGGGGAAAAAAAGUAUUUAGUCAGCCACCAAUUGUGCAAGUUCUCCCACUUAAAAAGAUGAGAGAGGCCUGUAAUUUUCAUCAUAGGUACACGUCAACUAUGACAGACAAAUUGAGAAAAAAAUAUCCAGAAAAUCACAUUGUAGGAUUUUUGAUGAAUUUAUUUGCAAAUUAUGGUGGAAAAUAAGUAUUUGGUCACCUACAAACAAGCAAGAUUUCUGGCUCUCACAGACCUGUAACUUCUUCUUUAAGAGGCUCCUCUGUCCUCCACUCGUUACCUGUAUUAAUGGCACCUGUUUGAACUUGUUAUCAGUAUAAAAGACACCUGUCCACAACCUCAAACAGUCACACUCCAAACUCCCCUAUGGCCAAGACCAAAGAGCUGUCAAAGGACACCAGAAACAAAAUUGUAGACCUGCACCAGGCUGGGAAGACUGAAUCUGCAAUAGCUAAGCAGCUUGGUUUGAAGAAAUCAACUGUGGGAGCAAUUAUUAGGAAAUGGAAGACAUACAAGACCACUGAUAAUCUCCCUCGAUCUGGGGCUCCACGCAAGAUCUCACCCCGUGGGGUCAAAAUGAUCACAAGAACGGUGAGCAAAAAUCCCAGAACCACACGGGGGGACCUAGUGAAUGACCUGCAGAGAGCUGGGACCAAAGUAACAAAGCCUACCAUCAGUAACACACUACGCCGCCAGGGACUCAAAUCCUGCAGUGCCAGACGUGUCCCCCUGCUUAAGCCAGUACAUGUCCAGGCCCGUCUGAAGUUUGCUAGAGUGCAUUUGGAUGAUCCAGAAGAGGAUUGGGAGAAUGUCAUAUGGUCAGAUGAAACCAAAAUAGAACUUUUUGGUAAAAACUCAACUCGUCGUGUUUGGAGGACAAAGAAUGCUGAGUUUCAUCCAAAGAACACCAUACCUACUGUGAAGCAUGGGGGUGGAAACAUCAUGCUUUGGGGCUGUUUUUCUGCAAAGGGACCAGGACAACUGAUCCGUGUAAAGGAAAGAAUGAAUGGGGCCAUGUAUCGUGAGAUUUUGAGUGAAAACCUCCUUCCAUCAGCAAGGGCAUUGAAGAUGAAACGUGGCUGGGUCUUUCAGCAUGACAAUGAUCCCAAACACACUGCCCGGGCAACGAAGGAGUGGCUUCGUAAGAAGCAUUUCAAGGUCCUGGAGUGGCCUAGCCAGUCUCCAGAUCUCAACCCCAUAGAAAAUCUUUGGAGGGAGUUGAAAGUCCGUGUUGCCCAGCGACAGCCCCAAAACAUCACUGCUCUAGAGGAGAUCUGCAUGGAGGAAUGGGCCAAAAUACCAGCAACAGUGUGUGAAAACCUUUUGAAGACUUACAGAAAACAUUUGACCUGUGUCAUUGCCAACAAAGGGUAUAUAACAAAGUAUUGAGAAACUUUUGUUAUUGACCAAAUACUUAUUUUCCACCAUAAUUUGCAAAGAAAUUCAUUAAAAAUCAUGAUUUUCAGGAUUUCUUUUUCUCAUUUUGUCUGUCAUAGUUGACGUGUACCUAUGAUGAAAAUUACAGGCCUCUCUCAUCUUUUUAAGUGGGAGAACUUGCACAAUUGGUGGCUGACUAAAUACUUUUUUCCCCCACUGUACUUCUUGAAAUGUGUAUCUGAGAAUGGUGUGAAUCCAGCUGCCUUCUGGAAGAUAGUCAAAUCACUGAAACAAUACUCCACCCCCUCAUUGCCCCAGCAGGUUAUGACAGCCUCCGGUCCCAUAACAGAUUAGAUGGACAUUUGUGGUGCUUUUAAUAAACACUUUGCCUAAGCGGGCCACUUAUUUAAAAAAAUUGCUUCUGAAAACUCUGAUUCCAGUAGAGGGAGUCCUUAACUCACCUCAAGCCAGGUUGCAGAGAACGAUACAUUCCCAGAUACACAUUCCUCAUUUUCAUAUCUACCAUUUGAUGUCUAUGAUUUACUAAGUGCCUUAUUGAAGAUCGCUGUAAAAAAAAUAUAUAUAUACUGGGGCUGACUCACUUGACCCCUUUUUGCUGCAGCGGUCUGCCCCACUUAAUGCGGAAUCAUUAACCUAUAUUUUUUACUUGACAAUUGUUUCUGGGGUUAUCCCUAUGAUCUGGAAAAUGGCACAAGUCUUCCCCCUACACAAAGGCGGAGAUCCUUCUGACUUCGAUAACUACCGUCCAAUUUCCAAGCUAUCUUGCCUCGCCAAAGUUUUAGUCCCUGGCCAACUCUCAGCUUAGAAAAUGUACUACUUCUCAUUUUAUUCUUAAUGAGCACCAAUCUGGUUUUAGACCUGUACAUAGCACUGUUUCAGCGGCUACACAUGUCUUAGAUGAUGUGCUAUAUUGUUUAGACCAUAAAAAUCCUUGUGCUGCCUUAUUUAUUGACCUGUCGAAGGCGUUUGAUAGGGUUGAUCAUUUCUUACUUGUUCAAAGGUUCUCUGAAAUAGGCCUAGAUCAGGCAUCUUGCAAUUUUUUCAUGGACAGUCUACUUUUUUUUUUACGAUUACUUUUGUCUUCUUCAAACAAUACAAAACAUACACAUACACACAACAGCAUACAAACAUCAACAACAUCACACCUGCCCAGGCCCACCUGCUCACAUCCCCGUCUCCAGCGCCCGCAUCACUCUCCGCCACAUGGCCUCAAACUCCACCAUUUUGUUUCUCUCCAUCGCCCACGCGCUUUCAACAUUUUAGAUAAUAAAGCAUUUGACCUUUCCAUUGUGUUAACAAUGGAGGAUUGGUUGAUUUCCCGUUUUUAAGUAUACGUUUUUUCAAGAUAUUUGACGCGAAAAGUAUUGUCCAACCCAUCGGGUAUCUCACUGCACCCUCAUAUGCCAUGUCUUGAAAUAUACAGACAGGCAGAUUAAAAGUAAAUUUGCAUUGUAAUACUUCUGACAGACAACUUUCUAACUCUGCCCAUAACUUUUGGACUUUAUAGCAUUCCCAGAAGGCAUGGAUUAUUGAGUCAUUGUUAGUUUUAGACUUAAUACAUGACUCUGUCGUUGUGCUGUAGAAUUUGAGAAUUUUGUCUCGUAUAAUAAAUUCUAUAUAUUAGUUUAUACUGGAUUAAGCAUACAUUUCUGUUAACUGUAAUUUCGUUAGUUAUGUUCCAGCAUUCUCUCCAUCUUGUGCCAAUAUCAUUUAUUUUUAUGUUUUUUUCCAAUAGUUAAUAAAAAAAAAUUCUAAGAGAUUGUCAGUUGGCUCUCUGCAAGGUUUUGCAUAUCUUACCUAUCAUAUGAAUAUCAUUUUCUGACUAAAACAGGAUUCCCUCAAGAUUGCUCUGAUGUCCAAAAGAUUUCAAAUAGAAAUGUAAUCAUAUGAAACUUAAGUUGCAUGUAUUUGAAAAUAUCUACAUUGGUCAGUCCAAAAUUGCUUUUGAAUUCUGUCAUAGAAAUAAAUGUAUUCAUUACCAAGUAAUUUACGGUUUCUAUGCCUUUAGUUUUCCAUGUGGACCAAUUUAUUGGUGAAUUCUGAAAAGCUAUCUAAGGAUUGUUCCAUAUGGUUGUGUUUUUAGGGAGUGGUAUUGGUUCUUGUAGAAUACGUUUCAUUUUCCUCCAUAUUGUUAUAGUGUUCUUAACUAUGAAAUUGCUAAUGUUCGUAGCUUUAUACUUUGAAAAUAGACAUGUAAAAAGUUUCUGGGGUUGAGCAUGCACAUCUUCAAUAUGUACCCAUUGUUCCUCUUUAGUUAACUCAACUAUAUGUUGCAAGUGGCGCAGUGGUCUAAGGCACUGCAUCGCAGUGCUAGCUGUGCCACGAGUUCGAAUCCAGGCUCUGUCGUAGCCGGCCGCGACCGGGAGACCCAUGGGGCGGCGCACAAUUGGCCCAGCGUCGUCCAGGGUAGGGGAGGGAAUGGCCGGCAGGGAUGUAGCUCAGUUGGUAGAGCAUGGCGUUUGCAACGCCAGGGUUGUGGGUUCGAUUCCCACGGGGGGCCAGUAUGAAAAAUAAAAUGAUGUAUGCACUCAAUAACUGUAAGUCGCUCUGGAUAAGAGCUUCUGCUAAAUGACUAAAAUGUAAAAUGUAAGUAAAAGCCUUGGUUGGCGAGUUGAUACAAUUCCAAGUCUGAAAGGUUGAAACCACCCCAGACUUAAGAAGAAGUAAAACUGUCCUUUUUAUUCUAUGAGUUUUAUUUUCCCAUAUAAAAUCUGUUAUGAUCGAGUAUACUUUUUAAAAGAAUGUAUUCGGUGGAGUAAUUGGUAUUACCGAGAAUAAAUAUAACAGUGUGUGCUUACUGACGGUAUCAAAUCUACUUUCCUCAAUAUUACGAAAUGUGCCACAUGGGUCGAUUUUGGGCCCUGUUCUCAUCACUAUUUUAUAAAUAAUAUUGGUCUAUCUGUUAACCUGUAACAUUCAUAUCUACGUGGAUGAUAUUUAUUUACUCCUGUGUCUCCUCAGUACAGCAGGCCAUUCAUGACCUUCAGCAUGGUUUUGACUAAAUUCAAAAAUCGCUUACUGAUCUUAAACUAGUGCUAAAUGCUAAUAAAACCAACUUUAUGUUGUUCUCUAGGUCUCGUUAUAUUCAACCUGAGGACCUGCAUAUUUGCACAUUGAUUGAGCAAGUUCCCCAUGAUAAGUACUUGGGUAUUUGUAUUGACAAUAAGCUCUCUUUUUAAAAUACACAUUGAAAAACUGACAAAAAAGCAGAGAAUUAAGAUUGGUUUAUUUUAUAGAAAUAAAUCCUGCAUAACUUUGGAUAGUAGGAGGAAGACUGUUCAAACAACGCUUCUCCCACUACUUGAUUAUGGUGAUAUAAUCUACAUGCAUGCGGCAGAUUCUGUUUUAAAACCUUUAGAUUCAGUCUAUCACUCAGCACUGCGUUUUAUCACUGGGGAUCAUUUUCGUACACAUCACUGCAUUUUGUAUAGUUCUGUUGGCUAGGAGUCUGACUACCAGAUGGGCCCAGCAUUGGCUAAUUUUUGUAUAUAAAGCGGUUCUUCAGAGACUCCUGGACUACCUCAGCUCACAUAUUAAUUGGAUAUCCAGCAAUUUUCAGACCCGCUCUCUGGACUGGCUGGUUCUGGAGGUGCUUUUAGUUUUUAUGCCCCCAGCUCAUGGAAUAGCCUUCAGGCCACCUUGAAAUUAAACUUGCCGGUCUCCAUUGGACAGUUUAGAUUGAGUUUGUUAAAUAGUUAACCAAUAACUACCCGGACUAUCUGUAUUGACCCUUUUUGCACUAACUGUUUUGACUCAUCUCAUACGCUGCUGCUACUGUUUAUUAACUAUCCUUUUGCCUAGUCACUUUAUCCCUACCAAUAUGUACAUAUCUACCUUAACUACCUCGUACUCCUGCACAUAGCCAAGUUAUCGUUACUCAUUGUGCAUUUAUUCCUUGUGUUAUUAUUUUUCUAUUAUUUCUAUUUUUUCACUCUGUAUUGUUGAGAAGGGCCCAUAAGUAAGCAUUUCACUGUUAGUCUACACCUGUUGUUUACGACGCAUGUGACAAAUAAAAUAAUAUUUCAUUUUAUUUUAAUGUUUACUCUGUGAAAAGGGUGGAGGUUAUGUUUGUCCCAUGUCUUUAUUUUCCCUGAACGUCAUUUAGCCACACAAGCCCCUCCAGAUAAUGUUAAGUGUUUCUUGUUUUUCUAGGGCCCUAACUCAAAUAAAAUCAAAUCAAAUUGUAUUUGUCACAUACACGUGUUUAGCAGAUGUUAUAGCCGGUGUAGCGAAAUGCUUGUGCUUCUAGCUCCAACAGUGCAGUAAUAUCUAACAAGUAAUAUCUAACAAUUUCACAACAUAUACCCAAUACACACAAAACUAGUAAGGAAUGGGAUUUAAGAAUAUAUACAUAUAUGGACAAGCAAUGACAGACCGGCAUGGACUAAGAUACAGUAGAAUAUUAUAGAAAAUAAUGUAGUAUAUACAUAUGAGAUGAGUAGUGCAAGAUAUGUAAACAUUAUUAAAGUGACUAGUGUUCCAUUUCUUAAAGUGGCCAGUGAUUUCAAUAGGCAAUAGGCAGCCUCUAAUGUGCUAGUGAUGGCUAUUUAACAGUCUGAUGGCCUUCAGAUAGAAGCUGUUUUCCAUUCUCUCUGUCCCAGCUUUGAUGUACCUGUACUGACCUCGCCUUCUGGAUGAUAGCGGGCUGAACAGGCAGUGGCUCAGGUGGUUGAUGUCCUUGAUGAUCUUUUUGGUCUUCCUGUGACAUCGGGUGCUGUAUGUGUCUUGGAGGGCGGGUAGUUUGCCCCCGGUAAUGCGUUCGGCAGACCGCACCACCCUCUGGAGAGCCCUGCGGUUGUGGGCGGUGCAGUUGCCGUACCAGGCGGUGAUACAGCCCAACAGGAUGCUCUCAAUUGUGCAUCUGUAAAAGUUUGUGAGGGUUUUAGCUGCUAAGCCGAAUUUCUUCAGCCUCCUGAGGUUGAAGAGGCUCUGUUGCGCCUUCUUCACAACACUGUCUGCGUGGGUGGACCAUUUCAGUUUGUCGGUGAUGUGUACGCCAAGGAACUUGAAGCUUUCCACCUUCUCCACUGCGGUCCCGUAGAUGUGGAUUGGGGGGUGCACCCUCUGCUGUUUGCUGAAGUCCACGAUCAUCUCCUUUGUUUUCUUGAUGUUGAGUGAGAGGUUAUUUUCCUGGCACCGCACUCCCAGAGUCUUGUCAUUGUUGGUAAUCAAGCCUAAUACUGUUGUGUCGUCUGCAAACUUGAUGAUUGAGUUGGAGGCGUGCUUGGCCACGCAGUCAUGGGUGAACAGGGAGUACAGGAGGGGGCUGAGCACGCACCCUUGUGGGGCCCCAGUGUUGAGGAUCAGCAAAGUGGAGAUGUUGUUUCCUACCUUCACCACCUGGGAGCGGCCCGUCAGGAAGUACAGGACCCAGUUGCACAGUUUGGAGGGUACUAUGGUGUUGAAUGCUGAGCUAUAGUCAAUGAACAGCAUUCUUACAUAGGUAUUCCUCUUGUCCAGAUGGGAUAGGGCAGUGUGCAGUGUGAUGGCGAUUGCAUCGUCUGUGGAUCUAUUGGGGCGGUAAGCAAAUUGAAGUGGGUCUGGGGUAACAGGUAAGGUAGAGGUGAUAUGAUCCUUGACUAGUCUCUCAAAGCACUUCAUGAUAACAGAGGUGAGUGCUACAGGGCGAUAGUCAUUUAGUUUAGUUACUUUUGCUUUCUUGGGUACAGGAACAAUGGUGGCCAUCUUGAAGCAUGUGGGAACAGCAGACUGGGAAAGGGAGAUAUUGAAUAUGUCCAUAAACACACCAGCCAGCUGGUCUGCGCAUGCUCUGAGGACGCGGCUAGGGAUGCCGUCUGGGCCGGCAGCCUUGCGGGGGUUAACAUGAUUAGCUACAUCGCUUCAGAAACCCUGAGAGAGACCUGGGCCGUUUUACACAAUCUCGCUCUGGGCUCUGGGUUUCUGAAGCGAUGUAGCUAAUCAUGGUUCAGUUUUAUAUGCAUCCAAAAUGAAGUGAAAAUCUGUUCAGUUGUUUACCCUUUCACUUUUGCAGAGUUUGAGGCUAAGCAUCUGCCUCCAACCCCACUCAAACUGAUCACCUGUCUCCAUGUCCAUGGUAGACAAAAAAGCAUAUUCCAGCCCGAGUCGAUCCAUGCCUUCACUAAUGUGAUCCAUGUCAUUCUACUGAUCUGUAGCUAGUGUUUCCGUGCUGUGGGAUUGGGCUCCCCUGAUGCAGCCGGAUACGGUAUUCUGAGUUGAGUUCAUUUGGUAAACUGUGGAUUAGCUGUUGCUCCAGAUUUGUUUUAUUGCGUGUACAUCUGCACUGGUCCCCCAUUAGUAGGCACUAAGCUCUGAGCACUGAGCAGGGAGGAAUCUCGUUCCACUCAUGCCUCAUGUGCAAGGGCUGAUGGAAGAUGGCCCGACAGACAUGGCAGCUCUGCUUCUAGCUCCUAAGCAACAUGAGGUGUGUGUUAUUUAUUACAUUAUACAAGCAUUUCGCUACACCCGCAAUAACAUCUGCUAAAUAUGUGUAUGUGAUCAAUAAAAUUUGAUUUUUAUACACAUUUUUGUGUAGUGACUGAGUGUACUAUAAGUAAAGUGCCUUCAGAAAGUAUUCACACCCCUUGACUUUUUCCACAUUUUUUGUUUUAUGUGUUCUCUUUUAUUUUAUUCUUUUUUUAUAUACAGUGGGGAGAACAAGUAUUUGAUACACUGCCGAUUUUGCGGGUUUUCCUACUUACAAAGCAUGUAGAGGUCUGUAAUUUUUUAUCAUAGGUACACUUCAACUGUGAGAGACGGAAUCUAAAACAAAAAUCCAGAAAAUCACAUUGUAUGAUUUUUAAGUAAUUAAUUUGCAUUUUAUUGCAUGACAUAAGUAUUUGAUCACCUACCAACCAGUAAGAAUUCUGGCUUUCACAGACCUGUUAGUUUUUUUUUAAGAAGCCCUCCUGUUCUCCACUCAUUACCUGUAUUAACUGCACCUGUUUGAACUCGUUACCUGUAUAAAAGACACCUGUCCACACACUCAAUCAAACAGACUCCAACCUCUCCACAAUGGCCAAGACCAGAGAGCUGUGUAAGGACAUCAGGGAUAAAAUUGUAGACCUGCACAAGGCUGGGAUGGGCUACAGGACAAUAGGCAAGCAGCUUGGUGAGAAGGCAACAACUGUUGGCGCAAUUAUUAGAAAAUGGAAGAAGUUCAAGAUGACGGUCAAUCACCCUCGGUCUGGGGCUCCAUGCAAGAUCUCACCUCGUGGGGCAUCAAUGAUCAUGAGGAAGGUGAGGGAUGAGCCCAGAACUACACGGCAGGACCUGGUCAAUGACCUGAAGAGAGCUGGGACCACAGUCUCAAAGAAAACCAUUAGUAACACACUAGUAACACACUACGCCGUCAUGGAUUAAAAUCCUGCAGCGCACGCAAGGUCCCCCUGCUCAAGCCAGCGCAUGUCCAGGCCUGUCUGAAGUUUGCCAAUGACCAUCUGGAUGAUCCAGAGGAGGAAUGGGAGAAGGUAAUGUGGUCUGAUGAGACAAAAAUAGAGCUUUUUGGUCUAAACUCCACUCGCCGUGUUUGGAGGAAGAAGAAGGAUGAGUACAACCCCAAGAACACCAUCCCAACCGUGAAGCAUGGAGGUGGAAACAUCAUUCUUUGGGGAUGCUUUUCUGCAAAGGGGACAGGAAGACUGCAUCGUAUUGAGGGGAGGAUGGAUGGGGCCAUGUAUCGCGAGAUCUUGGCCAACAACCUCCUUCCCUCAGUAAGAGCAUUGAAGAUGGGUCGUGGCUGGGUCUUCCAGCAUGACAACGACCCGAAACACACAGCCAGGGCAACUAUGGAGUGGCUCCGUAAGAGGCAUCUCAAGGUCCUGGAGUGGCCUAGCCAGUCUCCAGACCUGAACCCAAUAGAAAAUCUUUGGAGGGAGCUGAAAGUCCGUAUUGCCCAGCGACAGCCCCGAAACCUGAAGGAUCUGGAGAAGGUCUGUAUGGAGGAGUGGGCCAAAAUCCCUGCUGCAGUGUGUGCAAACCUGGUCAAGACCUACAGGAAACGUAUGAUCUCUGUAAUUGCAAACAAAGGUUUCUGUACCAAAUAUUAAGUUCUGCUUUUCUGAUGUAUCAAAUACUUAUGUCAUGCAAUAAAAUGCAAAUUAAUUACUUAAAAAUCAUACAAUGUUUUGUUUUAGAUUCCGUCUCUCACAGUUGAAGUGUACCUAUGAUAAAAAUUACAGACCUCUACAUGCUUUGUAAGUAGGAAAACCUGCAAAAUCGGCAGUGUAUCAAAUACUUGUUCUCCCCACUGUAUGUGUAUAUAUAUAUAUAUAUAUUUAUUUUAUUUUAGUCAUUUAGCAGAUGCUCUUAUCCAGAGUGACUUACAGGAGCAAUUAGGGUUAAGUGCCUUGCUCAAGGGCACAUAGACAGAUUUUUCACCUAGUCCCACUUUGUUGUGUUACAAAGUGGGAUUUAAUUGUGUAUACAGUGAGGGGAAAAAAGUAUUUGAUCCCCUGCUGAUUUUGUACGUUUGCCCACUGACAAAGAAAUUAUCAGUCUAUAAUUUUAAUGGUAGGUUUAUUUGAACAGUGAGAGACAGAAUAACAACAACAAAAAUCCAGAAAAACGCAUGUAAAAAAUCGUAUGAAUUGAUUUGCAUUUUAAUGAGGGAAAUAAGUAUUUGACCCCCUCUCAAUCAGAAAGAUUUCUGGCUCCCAGGUGUCUUUUAUACAGGUAACGAGCUGAGAUUAGGAGCACACUCUUAAAGGGAGUGCUCCUAAUCUCAGCUUGUUACCUAUAUAAAAGACACCUGUCCACAGAAGCAAUCAAUCAAUCAGAUUCCAAACUCUCCACCAUGGCCAAGACCAAAGACCUCUCCAAGGAUGUCAGGGACAAGAUUGUAGACCUACACAAGGCUGGAAUGGGCUACAAGACCAUCGCCAAGCAGCUUGGUGAGAAGGUGACAACAGUUGGUGCGAUUAUUCGCAAAUGGAAGAAACACAAAAGAACUGUCAAUCUCCCUCGGCCUGGGGCUCCAUGCAAGAUCUCACCUCGUGGAGUUGCAAUGAUCAUGAGAACGGUGAGGAAUCAGCCCAGAACUACAUGGGAGGAUCUUGUCAAUGAUUUCAAGGCAGCUGGGACCAUAGUCACCAAGAAAACAAUUGGUAACACACUACGCCAUGAAGGACUGAAAUCCUGCAGUGCCCGCAAGGUCCCCCUGCUCAAGAAAGCACAUAUACAUGCCCGUCUGAAGUUUGCCAAUGAACAUUUGAAUGAUUCAGAGGAGAACUGGGUGAAAGUGUUGUGGUCUGAUGAGACCAAAAUGGAGCUCUUUGGCAUCAACUCAACUCGCCGUGUUUGGAGGAGGAGGAAUGCUGCCUAUGACCCCAAGAACACCAUCCCCACCGUCAAACAUGGAGGUGGAAACAUUAUGCUUUGGGGGUGUUUUUCUGCUAAGGGGACAGGACAACUUCACCGCACCAAAGGGACGAUGGACGGGGCCAUGUACCGUCAAAUCUUGGGUGAGAACCUCCUUCCCUCAGACGUAUAAUCAGUCAGCCCAAGCUACGUUUGUCUCCUGAAGUUUCUCUGAUAGUUCAUGUGUGAACCCGGGAUUAGCUCUAUCCUUUAAUCUUUGUUUCUUGAACGGGCAUGCUUGUCUGCAAUAAAGUUUAGCAAAGAAGUAAAACAAUUUAGAGCCUGAUCCGAGUCAGAUAUCUGUGUUUCAUAAUUUUCCUUCAAUUUUCCAGAAAUCUUGCUGGUUUGUAGGUGACCAAAUACUUAUUUUCCACCAUCAUUUGCAAAUAAAUUCAUAAAAAAUCCUACAAUGUGAUUUUCUGGAUUUAUUUUUCUCAAUUUGUCUGUCAUAGUUGACGUGUACCUAUGAUGAAAAUUACAGGCCUCUCUUAUCUUUUUAAGUGGGAGAACUUGCACAAUUGGUGGCUGACUAAAUACUUUUUUCCCCACUGUAAGCUAAUGAUCCAACAUGUAUGACAUUCCUGGGAGUGUGUAAACAUGUAUUACCAUAUCAUUUUUGUAUGUUCUCUAUAGUUAUGUACUUGAAAAUGUAUCAAUUGACCAAUUCGACACAUUUGGGCAGACUUGAUAUAAAAUAGUCCAGUAUUGCAAUGCUUCACUGGAUCAAUCUGAAACUUUGCACACACACUUCUGCCACCUAGUGGCCAAAAUUGCGCCUAAACUGCAAUAUUAUAUUGUGGCCUUUCUCUUGCAUUUCAAAGAUGAUGGAACAAAAAAAUAAUAGAAAACACAUUUUUUUGUUUGUAUUAUCUUUUACCAGAUCUAAUGUGUUAUAUUCUCCUACAUUAAUUUCAAAUUUCCACAAACUUCAAAGUGGAAGAAGAUGGCUGCCGUUUUACAGCCCUCUAACCAAUUGUACUAUUAUGUGUGUUUUUCCGCGUUAUUUGUAAUUUAUUUUGUACAUAAUGUUUCUGCCAUCGUCUCUUAUAACCAAAGAGAGCUUCUGGAUAUCAGGACAGCGAUUACUCACCUGGUAUUGGACGAAGACUUUUUCUUCAACGAGGCGUUCGCGAAGGAUAUUCUACAGACACCCAACAAGGCCCAGAUCCCCGUCAUUCGCGUGAGGAAGAGACGGAGAUAUCGUGGACGCAGAUCCGGGUGCCUUGUAAGGAUCCGACGGCGAACGAGUAAACUGCCUCUCCCAUCAAUCCUAUUAGCCAACGUUCAAUCUUUUGAGAAUAAAAUUGACGAUUUAAGAUUACGGUUAUCCUACCAACGGGACAUUAAAAACUGUAAUAUCUUAUGUUUCACGGAGUCGUGGCUGAACGACAACAAUGACAACAUUCAGCUAGCAGGCUAUACGCUACAUCGGCAGGACAGAACGUCUAACUCUGGUAAGACAAGGGGCGGCGGUCUGUGUAUAUUUGUAAACAACAGCUGGUGUACAAAAUCAAAUACUAAGGAAGUCUCGAGGUUUUGCUCGCCUGAGGUAGAGUAUCUUAUGAUAAGCUGUAGACCACACUAUUUACCAAGAGAGUUUUCAUCUAUAUUUUUCAUAGCUGUCUAUUUACCACCACAAACCAAUGCUGGCAUUAAGAUUGCACUGAAUGAGUUGUACAAGGCCAUUAAUCAACAGGAAAACGCUCAUCCAGAUGCAGCGCUCCUAGUAGCCGGGGACUUUAAUGCAGGGAAACUUAAAUCCGUUCUACCUCAUUUCUACCAGCAUGUUAAAUGUGCAACCAGAGGGGAAAAAACUCUAGACCACCUUUACUCCACACACAGAGACGCAUACAAAGCUCUCCCUCGCCCUCCAUUUGGCAAAUCUGACCAUAACUCUAUCCUCCUGAUUCCUGCUUAUAAGCAAAAACUGAAGCAGGAAGCACCAGUGAUUCGGCUAAUAAAAAAGUGGUCAGAUGACGCAGAUGCUAAGCUACAGGACUGUUUUGCUAGCACAGACUGGAACAUGUUCCGGGAUUCUUCAGACAGCAUUGAGGAGUACACCACAUCAGUCACUGGCUUCAUCAAUAAGUGCAUCGAUGAUGUCGUCCCCACAGUGACCGUACGUACAUACCCCAACCAGAAGCCAUGGAUUACAGGAAACAUCCGCACUGAGCUAAAGGGUAGAGCUGCCGCUUUCAAGGAACGGGACUCUAACCCGGACGCUUAUAAGAAAUCCCGCUAUGACCUCCGACGAACCAUCAAACAGGCAAAGAGUCAAUACAGGUCUAAGAUUGAAUCAUACUACACUGGCUCUGACGCUCGUCGGAUGUGGCAGGGCUUGAAAACUAUUACAGACUACAAAGGGAAGCACAGCCGCGAGCUGCCCAGUGACACAAGCCUACCAGACGAGCUAAACCACUUCUAUGCUCGCUUCGAGGCAAGCAACACUGAAGCAUGCAUGAGAGCACCAGCUGUUCCGGACGACUAUGUGAUCACGCUCUCCGUAGCCGAUGUGAGUAAGACUUUUAAGCAGGUCAACAUUCACAAGGCCGCAGGGCCAGACGGAUUACCAGGACGUGUACUCCGAGCAUGUGGUGACUCCUUGCUGUCCCCAGUCCGCCUGGCCUUGCUGCUAUUCCAGUUUCAACUGUUCUGCCUGCGGUUAUGGAACCCCUACCUGUCCCAGACCUGCUGUUUUCAACUCUUAAUGAUCGGCUAUGAAAAGCCAACUGAGAUUUAUUCCUGAUUAUUAUUUGACAUUACUAGCUGUUUGGGGUUUUAGGCUGGGUUUCUGUACAGCACUUCGAGAUAUCAGCUGAUGUACGAAGGGCUAUAUAAAAUAAAAUUGAUUGAUUGAUUGAUGUGCUGACCAACUGGCAAGUGUCUUCACUGACAUUUUCAACAUGUCCCUGACUGAGUCUGUAAUACCAACAUGUUUCAAGCAGACCACCAUAGUCCCCGUGCCCAAGAACUCUAAGAUAACCUGCCUAAAUGACUACCGACCCGUAGCACUGACGUCUGUAGCCAUGAAGUGCUUUGAAAGACUGGUCAUGGCUCACAUCAACAGCAUAAUCCCAGAAACCCUAGACCCACUCCAAUUUGCAUACCGCCCCAACAGAUCCACAGAUGAUGCAAUCUCUAUCGCACUCCACACUGCCCUUUCCCACCUGGACAAGAGGAACACCUACGUGAGAAUGCUAUUCAUUGACUACAGCUCAGCAUUCAACACCAUAGUGCCCUCUAAGCUCAUCACUAAGCUAAGGAUCCUGGGACUAAACACCUCCCUCUGCAACUGGAUCCUGGACUUCCUGACGGGCCGCCCCCAGGUGGUAAGGGUAGGUAACAACACAUCUGCCACACUGAUCCUCAACACGGGGGCCCCUCAGGGGUGCGUGCUCAGUCCCCUCCUGUACUCUCUGUUCACCCAUGACUGCAUGGCCAGGCACGACUCCAACACCAUCAUUAAGUUUGCCGACGACACAACAGUGGUAGGCCUGAUCACCGACAACGAUGAGACAGCCUAUAGGGAGGAGGUCAGAGAUCUGGCCGUGUGGUGCCAGGACAACAACCUCUCCCUCAACGUGACCAAGACAAAGGAGAUGAUUGUGGACUACAGGAAAAAAAAGAGGACUGAGCACGCCCCCAUUCUCAUCGACGGGGCUGUAGUGGAACAGGUUGAGAGCUUCAAGUUCCUUGGUGUCCACAUCACCAACGAACUAUCAUGGUCCAAACACACCAAGACAGUCGUGAAGAGGGCACGACAAAGCCUAUUCCCCCUCAGGAGACUAAAAAGAUUUGGCAUGGGUCCUCAGAUCCUAAAAAAAUUCUACAGCUGCACCAUCGAGAGCAUCCUGACUGGUUGCAUCACCGCCUGGUAUGGCAACUGCUUGGCCUCUGACCGCAAGGCACUACAGAGGGUAGUGCGUACGGCCCAGUACAUCACUGGGGCAAAGCUCCCUGCCAUCCAGGACCUCUAUACCAGGCGGUGUCAGAGGAAGGCCCUCAAAAUUGUCAAAGACUCCAGCCACCCUAGUCAUAGACUGUUCUCUCUGCUACCGCACGGCAAGCGGUACCGGAGUGCCAAGUCUAGGUCCAAAAGACUUCUCAACAGCUUCUACCCCCAAGCCAUAAGACUCCUGAACAGCUAAUCAUGGCUACCCGGACUAUUUGCACUGCCCCCCCACCCCAUCCUUUUUACGCUGCUGCUACUCUGUUAAGUAUUUAUGCAUAGUCACUUUAACUCUACCCACAUGUACAUAUUACCUCAACUACCUCAACUAGCCGGUGCCCCCGCACAUUGACUAUGCAACGGUACCCCCCUGUAUAUAUAGCCUCCCUACUGUCACUUUAUUUUACUGUAUAUAUAGCCUCCCUACUGUCACUUUAUUUUACUUCUGCUCUUUUUUUCUCAACACUUUUUUGUUGUUGUUUUAUUCUUACUUUUUUGUUUAAAAUAAAUGCACUGUUGGUUAAGGGCUGUAAGUAAGCAUUUCACUGUAAUGUCUGCACCUGUUGUAUUCGGCGCAUGUGGCCAAUAAAAUUUGAUUUGAUUUGAUUUGAAGAAUAUGCAUAUCCUUGCUUCAGGUCCUGAGCUACAGGCAGUUAGAUUUGGGUAUGUCAUUUUAGGAGAAAAUUUUAAAAAAGGGUCCGAUCCUUAUUAAUGGUGUCAGAGACAGGGCAGAGCAGGCCUGUCACCACAUACAGUAGCUGCACUGUUUCUCUGGAUUUGUCUGUAAUCCCUGUUUAGUGUUAUCCCCCCUCCACAUUCUGGCUGCAGCCACUAUAGUCCGUUUAUCUGGCUGGCUGGUUCACUCCCUUACUGUACUUUACACUGACUGAGUCUGUUACUGUCUGUCUGUGUCUUGGUCUGGUUCAACUGUUACUGCAAUACCUCCUACUACUGACUUUUACGAUACUGACUGAUCAAUCAAAUUUCAUCAAUCAAAUAUGGUUAUAAAGCCCUUUUUACAUCAGCAGUUGUCACAAAGUGCUUAUACAGAAAACCAGCCUAAAACCCCAAAGAGCAAGAAAUGCAGAUGUAGAAGCACGGUGGCUAGGAAAACUCAAUCAUAGGACCUACUGAAGAGAUGAGUCUUCAUUAAAGACUUAAAGGUUGAGACCGAGUCUGCGUCUCUCACAUGGAUAGGCAGACCAUUCCAUAAAAAUUUAGCUCUAUAGGAGAAAGCCCUGCCUCGACCUGUUUGCUUAGAAAUUCUAGGAACAAUAAGGAGGCCUGCGUCUUGUGACCAUAGCAUACGUUAAGGUAUGUAUGGCAGGACCAAGUCGGAGAGAUCGUUAGGAGCAAGUCCAUGUAAUGCUUUGUAGGUUAGCAGUAAAAUCUUGAAAUCAGCUCUAGUCUUAACAGGGCUAGCACUGGAGUAAUAUGGCAUUUUUUGGGGGGUUCUAGUCAAGAUUCUAGUGGCCAAACUUUAGCACUAGCUGAAGUUUAUUUAGUUCCUUAUCCAGGUAGCCGGAGAGUAGAGCAUUUCAAUAGUCUAAUCUUGAAGUGACAAAAGAUUGGAUUAGCUUUUCUGCAUAAUCUUUUGACAAAAAGUUUCUUGAUUGUUGCAAUGUUACGAAGAUGUAAAAAAAGCUGCUAUUGAUUAAAAACAAAAAUAUAUUAGUCAAAAGAGAGAUCAGGGUCUAGAGUAACUCCGAGGUCCUUCACAGUUUUAUUUGAGACGACUGUACAACCAUCGAGAUUCACUGUCAGAUCCGACUGUAGAGCUCUUUGUUUCUUGGGACCUAGAACUAGCAUCUCUGUUUUGUCCAAGUUUAAAAAUAGAACAUUUGCCACCAUCCAUUUCCUUAUGUCUGAAACACAAGCUUCCAGGAUAGGCAAUUUUAUGGCUUCACCAUCACAUCGAAAUGUACAACUGUGUGUCGUCUUUAUAGCAGUGAAAGUUGACAUUGUGUUUCCGAAUGACAUCACCAAGAGGUAGCAUAUAUAGUGAAAACAAUAGUGGUCCAGGAAUGGAUCCUUGAAGAACACCACAACUUACCAUUGAGAGACGAACUGAUAUCUUUUUGAUAGAUAAGAUCUAAACCAGGCAGGAACUUGUCCGCGUAGACCGAUUUAGGGUUUUCAAUCUCUCCAAAAGAAUGUGGUGAACGAUGGUGUCGAAAACGGCACUAGGCACGAGGACAGACGCAGAGCCUUGGUCUGACGCCAGAGCCAUGGUCUGACGGUCUGUAUCUUGAUCUGGCUCACUCCCUCACUGAACUGACUGUUAUGGCUGGCACAAUAAUCGUAUAAUCGAAAAUUAUGGGCAAUAAUCAUGAACUAAAAAUUAAUAAUUGUCUUAAUACAUAGGCCAGGGGGUGUACAUGUACAUCAAGCUGCCUCACACUACAGAAACAGGAGAUAGGCUCCUGCCCUAUGAGCCGUUCCGGCUCGUGCAAGGCUAAUUACUUAAUACAUUUUAGGAGGGGUGGGAUUCAACUUUAUUUUCAAGUAGAUAUAGUUUAAAAUUGCAGUUUUUAAUUUUAACAUGAUGGUAAUAUUGGUAAUCAUUUUAUGAACAGAACGGCACGGUCAGGAGAAUCUUCAUUUCCAAAAGGUCCAAGUGGUCAAAACCAUUUAGUUUUUGAGACGAGGGUGUCACCAAGGCUGUGGUGUAUUCAUUAUGUACGUCGUAGAUACUUUUCAAAGAUGCAUUAUGAUAAAAUGUUUUCAACAAAAAUAUCAAUUAGCUAUGACAAUAAAUGUGGUCAUUUCCAUGACAAUUAAUCGUAACCCAAAAUUCCAUAAUCGUCACAGCCCUACUGAAUGUCUGUAUCGUACUCUACCCUCUCUGUCUAUCCUGAAACACCCACCGUAUCAGAGAUGUAAUUACCAGGAAAUUGCAUGUGAUGAGCUGCUGCAUUUUACGGCUUGACUUUUUCCUUCCCUCAACUAGCUGGCCGUAGAUAGCCUAGCCGACUGGAAUAACACUGGCUAUUCCCAAAUCUCUGGCAGAGCCGUGUCUCGUUACGCUGCAUACCCAAAAUAGUGAGAGACACUAUAGCAGCCUCCCAGCCCCUCUACAGUAUCUAUCAGGGCUGACCUCGCUGCUCUACUUUCCCCUGGCCCCUGCUGUGGCCCCUGCUAUGUACAAACUGCAGGUUACAAGGUCCUUCACCAGCACGGCUCAGAUAGCACUACAACAGCAAGGGAUAAAUUAA